AUGAAUUUUGCACUCCAAGACCUGUUGGCUUGCUGCCGCCAUCUUGAAAGUGACAAGGCCACAGACCGAAAGGUAAUAAUAAACCACCAUUCCUGCACUUCUAAUAUGCAACAGUACAAUAACAUGAUAGUGUUAUUCUUUAUUCUGGAUUACUUUUUUAGAAGGAAAUUGAGAAGUUCAAGCGUCUCAUCAGGGAUUCUGAAACAAUUCAACAGCUGGAUCGAAAUUCUGAUUCCAAAAAUGGCAAACAGAUGAACUGGGAUACUGUAUUCAGGUACAAUAUUUUGAUGUGUGUUAAACUUUGUUGAAUAUCAAGCGUUCGACAAACAUCUCAGUAAUUCUUACAAAAACACAGCAAAGUCUGUACUUGCCCCCAGAUUGUAAAUUUGGGAUAGGGGUUCCAGGUAAGGCCAUCUAGGUAAGAGCUAAGGCCAUCUAGGGAGUCUGUUGUCUUUUCGGCACCAGGAGAAAACCUUUCGAGGAGCGUCUCCACCCCCAUUGUUCAGCCUGAGGUCCAGCUCUGAGCACCUAUUGGCGGUUCCAUCACAUGUGAGAAGCAAGGUUACAGGGAAAGAGGCAGAGGGCCUUCUCGGUAGUGGCGCCUGCCCUGUGGAACGCCCUCCCAUCAGAUGUCAAGGAAAUAAACAACUAUCUGCCUUUUAGAAGACAUCUGAAGGCAGCCCUUUUUAGGGAAGUUUUUAAUGUUUGAUGUUUUAUUUUUUAUAUUUUGUUGGAUGCUGCCCAGAGUGGCUGGGGAAACAGCCAGAUGGGCAGGGUAUUAUUAUUAUUAUAUUAUUUUCCGUUUCUUUUAGAUCUCUUUUUUAUCUCACAUUUUAUCUGAUUGCUGUUUUGCUAUAACUGUGAUUAAUUAUUACUUCAUUUUGUGUUAGAAAUCACUCUAGAAAUUUAAGUUGAAAAGGAGGACAUCAAAUAUCUGAAACAGUUCAGGAACCCAUGAAUUGAACAUAGGACUUCUGGUUCACCUAUCAGUCUCUUUACUGCUAUGCUACAUUAUUUGUUGUGGUUUGAUUACUAGAAAGGAAGCAAUAUAUCAUUAUUUUAGCCAAUCAAGUGAAUGUUCAGAGGUUGCUUGGCCACCCUCUGUAUCAGUUCAUCCAGCUAUUGUACCUCUUCCUUAUGGCUAUUAUAUAUCUCAUCAGCACACCCAGUGUUUAUUUUUUCCUUUCCCUCCUGCUUGUCAGAGUAGUGAGCACAGCAGCCGCAGGGUUGUGCUGUGCUUUUCCAGCCUGAGAAAUGUUGUGACUGUGAUCAUGUGUAGUUUGCCCUGAUUGUCCAGAGACAGCCUGUAUUUUCUCAAGGUAAGCAAGUCACACAUUGCAUAGCAUAUGUUUUUUAAUAUCCCUGUGGAGCAGAAGGAUCUAGUAGAAUAUCAUAGAAGAGCUUGCACUGAAACUUCACUAUUUAAAAGAAUAAAUUGUUGUUGCUGCUGAGCAUUUUUUUUAUUUUAAUUAGAUUAUGUGCCUAUAAAUAGUGUUUAUUUUUUGCCUUUUAAGUUUUCUUCAGAAGUACAUUAAGAAGGAAACUGAAAGUGCAAGAUUAGCAAAACCAAAUGUGUCUGCAUCAACCCAAGCAACACGACAUAAAAAGAUGCAAGAGAUCAGCUCUUUGGUCAAAUAUUUCAUCAGAUGUGCCAAUAAAAGUGAGUGACUCAGUACAGACAUAAUUAAGAUAUAUUUUCGAAAAAAAUUCCUACAGUUCAUUUCAUUAACUCUACCAUGUAUCAGGUAACUUGUUUUCUAAUAAAUGCUACAAUUUUUGGUUGUAUUUCAACAGAUUUUCCCUGAAUUUGACCUGGUUUGAGAUCACUCAUAAAAGUUAAAAACUCACAUUUAUAUUCUGCUUUUGCACAGGAGCACCCAGGUUAAAAUGCCAAGAGCUUCUGAUUUUUGUCAUGGACACAGUAAAUGAUCCAUCAAGUUGUGCCAUUUAUGGAACUGAUUGUAGCAGCAUAUUGUUAAAGGAUAUUCUUACAGUGAGGACAUAUUGGUGUGCUAUCCCUUCACAACAGUGGUCAGGUUUGUAGAUAUUAUUCCUAUGCUUGAAAUCCCAUGAACUGCUUGGAAGUGACGUCAAGAGACAUUUUAUAUAGCAGAACUUAUUUUCUUUGAAGAUGUGUGCUAUAUAGCUCCAAUAACACUGGGCAACAAUUUUUUACUUUUUGAAUGUUGUCUAGAUUUCUACAACUGAUUUAGGGUAUUUUUGCACUGCUGAAUCAGGAAAUGGCAUCCGUUUCUCUCCAUCAGGUCAGGUUUUUGUGCUAUGUUGAUUUGAAAAAAAUCAGAUCUUCUGACAAAAUCGAUUACAUUUUUGUGGCAUUAUCAGCUGAUUUUUGACAACACAUAUCAUCCUAAAUAUGUUUUUAAGAGAAAAAAAUGUUUCUCCAACAAUAUAUAUUGAUUUCCUGAUAGAAACAUCGAUUACUGUAAACUGAAUGGUGGGCAUUGAUAAAGGUAAGUACACGUAAACUGCAUGUUGCUUCACCAUUUUUCAAACUUCAGGGCUUGAACUUCCAUUUCUUGGAACUCCUGGAAUGCUCAGCGGCAGGGAGGUCUCUCUUCAGAGUCCAACAGUAGUCAGCCAUCAUGACUGUGUCCCAGCGACCCUAAUACCUGGUCUCCAUCUCUUUCAUGCCCUGAUGGAAUCUCUCCCCCUGCUCGUCACUCAUUGAACCCAGGUUCUCAGGAAACCGAUCCAUAUGUGAAAAUAGGUAGUGCAUCUUGAUGCUCAUGUUGCAGCUCAGGUUUCUGAAAGCAGUCAGCAUGUUGUUGACAAGUUCUGCGUAGUUUCUGGCCUUAUUGUUGCCAAGAAAGUUCUUCACUACCAGAACAAAUGCCUUCCACGCUUCCAGUUCCACUUCGUUCAUUGAGUUUCCGAACUCUGGAUCUCUGAUGAGCUGACGGAUCUGAGGUCCGUCAAAGAUGCCAGCUUUCAACUUCUCCAUGGUCAAUCCUGGAAAAGCCUGGCACAAGUAAGUGAAGCAGUCACUAUCCUUGUCCAGAGCCUUGGUGAACUGCUUGAUUAAGCCAAGCUUGAUGUGCAGCGGUGGGAAGAGUAUUCUGUCUCUGUCUACCAGAGGGUCGUUGAUGACGUUCCUUUUUCUGCAAGGCACCAAUUCCUCCCGCACAGGCCAGUCCUUCUUCGUGUAAUGCUGAGCACGGUCCCUACUAUCCCACAUGCACAGAAAACAUGGGUACUUGGUGAAGCCAGACUGUUGUCCCAACAAAAAGUUCACCAUCUUCAGGUCAACACAAAUAAACCACUUAUGCUGAUCAUAACCAAUUUUCUCCAGCACAUACUUCACCCCUUCAUAGUUCUCCUUCAGUGUACUUGAGUGAGCCAGGGGUUUUGAUCCCCCAACUUUAUGCUUUGCCGCACCAAUUUAUGGAAGUUUUCGAGGUUUUAUGACUUCAAACUGAUCCCUUUUCGACAUAAUCACCCAGAACUAUCGGACCUGAAUACUUCUUGUCAUUAAAAUAAUGAUUUCCAAUCAAAACAAUUAUUCGACAUGGCAUUUUACCCCCACCAACUUCUUCUAAAAUGCUCCACACAAGCGUACAUGUGAACAAAAACGUAAAAAAAUGACAUGUGGCUAUAGCUCAAAAACUUGACCUGAUUGAGCAAAACCAAUGUGAUUUUUGGAUUCAGCACAUCAGAUUUGUCCUAAAUCAGCUGAAAAAACACAGACAACAAAUUUGUUGUUGACCAGUGUAAUCGAAGUUCCCAUAAUGAACCAUAGAAUAACUUACGUUUUUCUAUUCUUGGUUUUUCUUCCUCUGUCAUUGAAUAUCAGAUUUUGGCUUUUCUAAUAUCCUUGCUUUGCUUGAUUUAUUAUUUAAUAUUGACCUCAUUAAUUUUAUAGGGAUUUUCGCAAAUUACAUACUCAUAUUGAAAUUACAAACCAAACAAUUUCAUCAUGUCAACAAUAUUUUAUUGUUGAUCUGGGUAAUCAUGAGGCCAGUUUGUACAAAGGUAUGCUUGUGCAGAGUUCCCUUCUUAGUUUAAAAAGAAUAAGGAAGCUCUUUUGUGGGGGGCUGCAUGAGUAUAGAAUACCCUGCUUCCCACAGUUUCUAUCUGUAUUGACAUUUAUGUGCCUGAAUUGCAUUGUUGAUUAUUCACUGUCUAUAACCACUUUUCAUGAAACGUGGCUGUAGUUGGACUUCAUUUUCUGAAUUCACUGUAUUUAACUAAAUUGCUUACAUGGAUGCAGCCCUCUCUUGAAUUUUUCUGCAGUGGCAAUUGAGAGUAGCUCAGACACAUUGAAAAUACAAUUGCUUCAUACAUAUUGAUAUUUCCUGCCAGAAACAUGUAAAAGCAUGGACAUCAUUUAUUUAUUUACUUAUUUCAUAAAAUGUAUACAGUGGUACCUCCAGUUACGAACGGGAUCCGUUCCGGAGGCCCAGCUGUAUCCCGAAAAUUCCGUAACUGGAGGACCACUUCUGCGCGCACGCGCGGUGCCACAGAGUGUUUCUGUGCAGGGCAAACCCACUUCCAGGUUUGCCGCGGCCGUAACCUGAAGAUUCCAUAACCUGGAGGUUAUGCAAUUUGAGGUAUGACUGUACACGGCUUGAUUGUGAAAAACCUCAAAGUGGUUUACAAAAGUAAAGCGGUUUACAACAGUAGAACCAUACACACAUCUUUAAAAACCUAUGUACCUGGGAAAGCUGGCCUAACGGGCUUUGCUCUGUGGCAAAACCAUGCUCAUUGUGGCUUCCAGAGUUUACAUAUCUGCUGAAGAAAAUACCUGCAUGUAUGCUGUAUUUGUGUUUGCUGCAUAAAGUCGAGACAAAGUGGAAGAGAUGGUACUCUCAGCUAAAAUGUCCUCCUACAUAUACCUGCAAAUUUGUUACUAGCCUUCUAGGGACUAGUAGAGGAGGGGUUAAGAACUCCACUCUCUUGCAGCAACAUGCUGUAUUUCUAUACUGAGUGCUUCCAUUGUCUGGUCGCCUGCCCAAUUCUGUACUGAGCACAGAAGAUAGCUGGUGCUCCAUCCUUUCUCCACCAGGCAGCUCACUUGCCUGCAUACAAUUCCUUGUUGGAUGUGAUAGCAGGCAAGUUUUUAAAUACAGUCAAGUUUUUAAAUACAGUCAAAUCUCAGGAAACCCGGAAAUAAAUGCUCCAAUUUUCAAAUGUUUUUUGGAACCUGAGCGUCUGACGCUGCUUCCGUUUUGAGUUUCCCUAUUGAAUUGAGGCUUCCACUUUCAGUUUUUGGUUUUCGAAUGUUUCAGAAGUCAAACGGUCUUCCGGAAUGGAUUACGUUUGAAAACUGAGGUUCCACUGUACAAGGCUGGGAUAAUGAGAGACACCUUUUUCAAGUGUGUGACAUCUUAACAUAAAUGAACCCACCGGGGAGCUUCCUGUUUAGCAUUGCAACUAGUCUUAACAUAGGAAUGAUCAAUGGAAAGGACUGGAAAUAUUUAGUAAACACGUGUUUUUGUGACUUAGUUAAGUAAUAUGAAUUUGAUUUACUUCUCUAGAUCUUCAAAACCUGUACUUCAAAUUGUUUCUCAAACCUUGUAGAGAUAUUAACAAAGUAUUGGUGGCUAGAAUAAUUUAUACAUUGACCAGAGGACUGUGCCUCCAAACUGAUGGGUUAAAUUCUACUAUUUUAAGCUUCUUCUCUAAAGCUAUGCAGCUUGCAAGGUAAAUGUCCUUUUCUUUUGGUGAAUCAAUUUUGAGUUUAACAUGGUUACUCUUCUAAACUUAAACCUCCACUAUUCUAAUGUAUUCUAAGUUCACUUGCUUUUCAGUCUCAUUGAACUAAUCUAAAUCUUUUCUACAUCUUGCUUUCAAAUCUUUGAAUUACUUUCAAGUACGGUAUUUGGAGCCAAUUUUAAAAUUAAAGCAUUGCACUUUCCUUGCUUCAAAAACAUUUGUCAUUUCUUGGGAAAAGCAGCACAAGAGCAGAAAUGAUAUCUUUCUUCCAAAAUCUGUAUUUUUUUAGUUUUGAGAACUCCUUAUAAUAAAAAGGUUUAGAAAAAAACUUCUCUGUGAGCCAGCUGCCACCAUAUUUUCCAAUCUUGUAUAAUCCUUUCUGCAAGGCUUGGCUGCAGCAGAAAUUAUUGCUCUUCUGGUCAGCUCAAUAUGGUCAACUUUCUAGGUUCUUCCUUAUGUAUGACAAUAGUUACCUUUAUCACUGCCAUGUGUUACCAAAAACUGUCAACCUAUCAGUUACAGGGUCCCAUAACUGUCCUCUCUUCCAAAGCCUUUCUGGUACAGUUUUCUUCUCUCUCUCACUGGAACUGAACUACAUUUUUUCUCCUCCUGAUGGUUUGCGUACCUUGAGUACUUUGGAGAAAAGGCAGAAUUAAAAUAAAAUAGCAUAGCAUAGCAUAGCUUGGGUCUCUAUACCCAGUAGAGGUUAGUAUUUGCAUGCUCAUUAAAUUAGUUACUAUAACAAAACAUGACUUUUUUCUGUUGCAGGCAAGAAAGAAACCUCGCAGGCCUCGAUCAUAUUUUUGCAGCCAUUAAUGUAUAUUUGAGUGUAUUUGCAGUCAACUACCGUAUGCGGGUUUGUCAGCUAGGAGAGGAAAUUCUGCCAACUGUGCUCUAUAUAUGGGAUCAGUAUAAGCCGAAAGAUUUCCUGAAGGAGCAGAUCAUUCAGUUUAUUCAGCUGCAGGUUCGUGUUCAUCACCCAAAUGGAGCGAAAGCCAAAGAAAAAGGUAUGCAUAAGUUACUUCAUGCCCAAUUGUGAAGAGAUAUUACAGGAACAGUUUGCACUGUUGGAGGGUGCCUAAACUUCUGCAUUCUUGUGUGGAAAGUAUUCAGAUAUUUUUAAAUUGGCUAGUAUACUAUCAUUGUUUUUCAUAGUGUCUAUUCAAAUACUUGUUUGAUUUAACUGUUACUUUUUUGCAUUGUUAUAUUAGGUAUUCUUAAUAGCUGGUGAACUUUUAAAAUAUUUGAACAGAUUGUUUGGGGGUUGGUUCACAUAUUAUAAGUUACGCAGAGCUAAAUUUGUCCUGUUCUUGUGCAAACAGGAGUAUGCGACCCGACAAAAUGGCAAAGAAUUGUAUACAACCUGUAUGAACUAUUAGUGAACGAGAUAAACCUCAUAGGCAGCAGAGGAAAGUAUUCUGCAGGGUCGCGCAGUAUUGCUGUGAAGGAAAGCCUGGUUGAGUUAAUGGCUGACAUUUGUCAUCAGGUAAAUUGUUUUGCUUUCAGAAACUGUUUCUUGUAAAAAGGAGUAAAUCCUUUCCUAUUAGAGUACGGUGCUUGAGCACGGAGACACUCCAGUAUGACCUAAAAGUACCAUGUUUUUCCCCUACUUCCCAGUGCACAUGCACAGAUGUGUACUUGGGUACCACAGUGACAAUCUAAGAUGGGCUUGGGAGGCUUGGGUGCAGUUACUGUAUCCCCAUCUAGAGGGCCUUUUCUGUUUGGUCCACCAUUUUGAGCUGGGAGCUACAGUGCUUUGGCCUUACAACAUUCUUUCUUAAUGCAUAUUUUGAUGUAAAAUGUUAUGUUAUAGUAUGCACUUACUGUUUGCAAAGGUCUUUACUGAAGAUACCAAAGUCCUGGAGAUAACUCAGCCGUAUGCUGCUACACAGAGAGAAUGUGGAGAUGUACCAUCCAAACGUAGGAGAAUUGAAUCAGGUUGGGAGGUGGUGUGGAGCAACCUGCAAAGUUCACAGAAUGACUUUUAUGUCAUACCCUGGUAAAAACAAACAAACAUUCAUUCUUGUCCGUCCCCCGUCCCCUCAAUUUUCCAAGUUCCAUUUUUUCUCAGAUCUCUCUGGUUUUUCUACCCUCAAGGCUGCAGAUUACGACCAGAUUGAUAUCGAAGUACCCUGUGAGCUUUCCUCACUGUGAACGUCCUCAUUUGCUUAGUAUACUUUACCAGCUGCUGUCUCAACAGCGUCGAAGAGAACGGAUGCCUUAUGUGUUACGUUGUCUUAAAGAGGUUGCAUGGUGUCAAAGCCAACAGGUAGAUCUGAAACCUGUGCAGAACUCAGAACUGCAGCGAAUCUGGUCAAAAGUUUGGUCUCUGGUCAUUCGUAGCCUAAGUCUUCAGCAAACUGAAGUGGAAUGCUUUGGAUUACUUCAAGUCAUGAUUCAAGGAAGCUUAAUAGCAAUGGAUAGAGAAAUUUGGAAGAUAUUUUCACUAUCUGCAUGCAAACCUUCAAGGUAACGUGGAUCCUUUCGUAAGCACCAACUGUUUCUGCUGCAUUAGUAAGAUUAGUAGGAUUGCUCCUUAAAACAUUUCCGACACUUCCCCCUCCACAGACUAGUGGGACUUUAUGAAGCAAAGUGAGAUGCAUAGGCAGGUUGCUGUGGUAGCUUGGACUUGCCACAACAACUUGGAACCAGUGCCAUCACUUGAUGGCAAACAUGUUGACUCAACCCUUCCCAUUCCCACCCUUUGAAUUGACAGAAUGGGGAACUCCACAACGAUGUAGUGAUGCCUAGCAUCACUACACAGAUGGUGGCCAGCAGAAGGAUAACUGCCCUAAUCAACACUCUUCCCUGCAAGGCAGACAAAGGGGGUUUCAAGUGCUCUGUCCUAUACUACAACUUGUACAAAUCCAAUUAAUAUCCAGAAUUGUAUUUGUCAAACUUUUGCUGUGCUUUCACUGUUUUUCUAUUUAAUUUUUGUAACUAAUAUAAGAACGCUCUUAUCUAUUACAAAUUCUAUUUGGGGUGUUUUAUAAUAGAUUAGCUAAUAUAUUUUUGAAUGAAAACUUAUAUACUUUACCUAGGAAUAAGCUCCUUUAACUUCAUGUGACUUACUUUAAAGUACACAUGUAUGGGAUAGAACUGUUAACCUACACAGAGGGGGGCGGGGGAGAUGUCAGUUAAAAGUCUGAAGAUUUUUUGGUGAAGGGGCAUAUGUGACUCAGCCACAAGACUUGUCAUAUUUAAAACAGAUUUAGAUCAGAACAAACCAAUUACAGUCUCACCUCCCUGCAAAAAGGCACUAUUAUUUUUGUAAAUUUAAAAUGCAGGUCUACACUGGAGCUGUAAAUUCAGGUGGUAAUCUUGUGCAAAUAAUGUCUUGUAGUUCUGCAGCAAAGUGCUUGGCAUUAGCGAUGACAUCUUUGGAAGUGCCAGAGACUUCGAAAACUGAGGCAGUACAGAAUGACUGGGAAGGAAGUGCGGCUUCUACAGUAAAAGAAACCAUUAUGAAGUGGCUUCUGUUCUGCCACUUUGAGGAGGAAAUGGAACACAGGACAGAGCCACCACCCAUCCUACGCAGGUAACAGCCUGAGAAAUAGUGGCUUAAAACAGAAUUAGUCUUACAUCAAAGGAAAAUAAAACUUUAAUAUUGUUAGGUUUUAUUUGACCAGCUUGGUUUCAGAAGUAGAUAACACAUUGUAUUUGUCUGAACCCUCAGAAUGGAUUUGAUUACCAAUUAAAUACAACUGGCAGUAGAAUAUGUUGUUAGAGAGUUAAACAAGAGUUAAACAUUUUCAUUUCUUUUAAUAUUAAUUUAGAUUUAUUUGUUCCAGUAUAUCAGAUAUGUAUUUUUUCUGUAUCCUUUAUUGCACCUGUUCAAAAUUCUGUAUUCAAAAAAUUAAUCAAGUUUCCAUUUGAGGUCUCAUAGAGAUAAACAGAUAUGCUGUAUUGGGGAGUGUCAAGUCUAAAACUUGCUUUUGAUUCUUUACAGUGACUUUCCCAAAUUAGAGUUGCAAAAAAUCCUUGUAAGUCUGACUAUGAAAAAUAGUAGAGCAGCAAUGGACUUUUUUCACAAUGCUUCAGAAUGGUAUGUUUUAAAGAUCAACAUAAGUAUUUCUAUCACUUGGAGAUAUUAUCUUUAAGAGUUGGUUGCAUUUUUAAAAAUUACUCUGUUUUAUGGGCAGAAUUUACAAAUCUGUUUCAUGGACCCCAUACCAGGGUGAAGAACCUUUCUCAGCCCAAAGUCUUCAUUCCAUCUCUCUCUCUCUCUCUCUCUCUCUCUCUCUCUCUCUGUGUGUGUGUGUGUGUGUGUGUCUAAGUGUGUGUGUGUAACAAAAAUCUAAGCAGUUUCCAGAAAAAAAAUUAUUAAGUGGGGCAAUGACAUUCAAUAGAAACUACUUAAAAAUUAGAUGAAAGCAAAAUAAAACUCAGUGUCACAAAUGAGGCUGAGCAAAAGACAACUAAAAAUUAAAAAGGGUUCAGGCAAGCUUGGGUAAACAUGGUUUUUAAGAGGUCAUUAUUAUACUGUCUUCCAGAGCAAUUGAUGUGGCUCUUACUGUAGUACAUUAGGGUACAAUUUCCCUUUGGUUAGCAGGGUUGGUAGGUUGGGUUUUGGCUCAAUCAACUGGUCAAAGGCAGGAAAAAACACUUGGGAAGUAGGUUGCUCCCAAAAUCCAGUUUGUUUCCUGCUUUCGUUAAAUACAGUCAUGAUAGCUUAAGCUUCCUGAAGACUGCAUGUGGCUCCUGGGCUGAUAUUCCCCAAUGCUGCCUUAUACAGUUAAAGACCAUCUGUCUGUGAAGUAGGUUUCUAUAUGUGGAUUGCCCUCACUGCACAUGUAAUAGACAGCUAUAAAUGGCAGGAGGAAUUCUUAGCACUCUCCUCAGAAACUUGUGCAUGUAUUGUUUCUCUUCAAAGAGGUACAGUUUUUGCAUAAGGCUGUGUAGUUGCUGCUGGGUUUAUGGUGCCUUAUCUUCCUGCUCUUCAAGAGAUGAACAGAGCUGGUUGUACAUUCAGUGGGAAAGGGGAGACUGUUCAUAAUUCAUUAGACGGGGUACAGAUGUUCAUUAUAUGAAGACAGGCCUUUAUAUCAUCUAUUAUAAUAUUUUGGAAAUAAAAUACAAUUAAAGUUUUAAUUAUUCUGUGUUUGGUUUUAAAGGCUUCAAAUACUGUCAUGAAAUAUCAGUGAUAGAUAAUAUUUGUCAUCUUUUUUUUUUUUUAAAGUACACAACAUGCACAAGACACAGAAGAAGCCAGCCGUUCAGAAAUUGAAACAUUCUACAUGCAAACAACUUUCGAUGAAAUAGGCAUUUUUAGAAAUGUGGCUAAUGAUACAUGUGAAAGCAAAUUGCUCAGUUCCAGAUUAACAGUCAGUCAAAAACACAGAGAAGCCUUAGAACAGAACUUGUUGGAGAUAUCAGAACAACUUCUGAGUAACUUUAUGCCUGAGGUAAGUUGGAAAAGAAAGGUCUCUCAAAGUCCAUCCUUCUGAAGAAUAUUUGUGAGCAGCUUUUGAUAGAUGUCAAAUAAUAAAAUAGAUAAAUGGUCGCUUGCCAUGGUAGCUGGUGCCCAUUGGGAAUGGUAGGAAAGAAGGCAGGGAGACCCAAUAUUAUGGAGAGUCAGAUCCAAGGACAGGCAAAGCCUGUCCCCAGUUUUGUCCCAGAGUUUUGUCCCCAUCCUCCCUGUGAUUUUUAGGAGGGGAAACAGAGACCAGGAAGAAGCAAGCUGAUAGGCGGUGCCACUCCUUGGACUGAUUGUAAUUAAGAAGGUGGGCAGGUGGGGUCUGCUGAGGGCAAGCUGAGGUUAGUGGGACAGUUCCCCAUGCCUGUUGAUGGACCAGCCUUCCCUGGCAGUUCAUACUACAUGACAUUCAUCUAAACAUGGUGUGGGUGGGUGUGCCACUGCAAUGAAGUGGGAGGAGUUCCUCUUUUCUGCUCUUGGGUGGCAUAAGUUUCUUUCUGUGCCUGAACCAGCUCAGAAGAGCACCUCUGGGGCAACAUCUUUGCCCUGGCAGGUGGGAAGCUGUUGCUGGUGAUAGCCAGAAGAAAACCUUAAAAUCAGACAAUUUGGGGUGGGGUGCUAGUAGCCUGGAGCUACCACAAAAAACUUCAACCCCACUUUCUGCCUUGGCCAGCAGAAGUGGCAGGGCCUCAGAUGCUGUGGUCACUCUGCCCCACUGUUCCCAGUCAGGUAGGGUUGUUCUGUGAGUCUAAAAUCACACAUAGGCAGAGUAAGUACGCUGUGUUUACCAGCUUCAUCUUAGCAGCCUGCAAUUCAUGAAGGUACAGUGGUACCUCUGGUUAUGAAUUAAUUCGUUCCGCAAGUCCAUUCUUAACCUGAAACUGUUCUUAACCUGAGGUACUACUUCUGGGUUAGCGGAGUCUGUAACCCGAAGUGUUUGUAACCCAAGGUACCACUGUAUUCUGAACUUUAUAUAAAUAUUAGUAACUAUUCAGAUGCAAAGCUUAGCAUGUAUUUUUGUGUUUGACUUGAAGGUUGCAUCUGCAAUAAUCCUAGUACGUUGUGUCAGCCUCCUGACUGGUGUUCUUGGCUGCUACUGCUAUGCUGGCAUACUGACAGAAGAAGAAGCACGCAAAUCAAAGCUGUUUCAUAAAGCCAAGGUAAGGCUUUUUUGUGUUUUAAGGGAUACACUAAAUUUCUGGUUUCCAAGCAAGAGAAAUAUCUUAACAGUGGUGGAAGCAUAUAUUUUUAUUUUUUACAUUUAAGUUCCUUGUCACUUAUUUUACAAGUUGAUUAAUGCUUAUUUUUACAUUAUUAGUAGCUUUGAGGCACUUUUGUGAAAAAAGCGAGAAAUACAAGGAAUAGGAAAAUAAAUGAUGUCAGGAAAUGUUAGUAGAGACAAAGUUACUCAUCUUUGUAUGGUUGAUUGCCUUAGCAAAAGCUGAAAGUUUCUUUAGCAUGAUUAGACUUGAAUGUGGAUGGAAUGCGAUAAAAGCAAUAUAUAUCUGAGACAGUUCUUUAAUUCUUUGCAUUUAUUUUUUUUAAUUUGCACAGUCUCUUACUCAUUAUGUGGGAGAAACUAUUUAUCAGUCAAAAAACAAGCUAAAUGAAGAUUCCAGGAUCGUUUCAUUAAGGACGUUAAUAGGACAGUGUAUUAGUUGCGCAUGUAAUUGUAAGCAGGUAAGACACUUGUCGAUCUUUCAGUCCAUGCCACAAUUAAGAAAUGCUGAAAUCCUUGUACUUUAAGCUAGUUAGGUCCCUUUUGCAGCAAACCUAUUUCUCCAAUCAGUUUAAUAAUUUGUAAUCAUGUACAGGUGUAUGUAUGCACACAUAAUUUUUAUUAGUUCAGUUUCAAAAUUAGCAGUAGCUAAUUUUGCUUAGUUUUAAAGUGGUUGGUUAUGUUUCCAUGCCUAGUUAAAGUGAUUAAAUCCUGUUUUGGGGGAUGUGUUCGAUAAUUAGUAUAUAUUGGGUUUGUUUUGACAGAACAGCCCAAGAAAGAUCCUGUCUGGAAUUUUCUUGCAUUUGUUAACCUCAAAACUGAUGAAUGAUCUUGUAGACAUUUGCAAACAUCUGGUGAGUAGUUAUAGUGUAUGGCAUGACUUCCUCAUCACAGUUUAUUUUGGACAACAAAAAGUGUAUAACAUAAGCAGAUAUUUCACUUGAAAGACAGACAAAACAUGCUGGGUUUGACCUUUUCUUAUGCCUAUUGAGAGUGAAGAAUGUAGCCAAACCAAUUUGCUCUAUGUACAUUGCAAUGCUCCCCCCCCCCCGCUCCGCCAUUAAACACCAGUGUUGCAUGUAUCCUGCUUCACACUUACUUUCUCUGUUGUUUCUCUUUCCCCUUGCUAGUUUAUCUUCCUUCUCCUUCAACUCUGCCCUACCUUGGGCACCCUUGUUAUUAAUGGUGGGGGCCAAGCCACUGCUAGCACUGCACUGCUAUGCUCCCUUCUGGCUAAGCUGAACCAUCUUGGGGUUAUUGCUUGAAUCUCUCUAUUUCUUCUAGAGAGACAGUAAAAAUUAAGGCUGAAUGAGUGUUGUAUACCAUUAGGUUUGACAAAUGUGAAAUUGUCCAUUAUCUUCCAUGACUGUAACUCUCACGUUAACAGUAAUACAAUACAGUGGGCUUCUGGAUCAGUUACAGAGACAUUGGUGUGGAUCUCUAAUCUCUGAAUAGCUUGAGAUUUGUGUAGCCGAGGGAGUAUUUCUCUUGAAUAAAUUUCUCUGCCAGCUGAGGUCAAUCUGGACUCCUCAGUUGUGAGUUUUGUCUCUCUGUUUUACUUAAAUUACAAAGUGAAAUGGAGGUCCUCCUCAGUAAAAGUCCCAGCCCCAUAAGGAACUAAGCAGUAUCAAACAGUGAUCUUCCACAGGACAGCGAUGCCACAUUUACCGGAACAAUCAGAAGUCACAUUUUUCUGGUUUGUAUACAGGUGGUGCAGUUUUUAUAUACUGAAACGUACACAGAACUCUCAGUUAAGAGAAUUUUAAGCUUUUUCUAUAAAGUAACUUGAGUUUAUUGUAAGAAAGAUGUGAUUAAAGAAUUCCAAAUAAAUAACUUCUCUUAGAUGUUUUCUACUGGGCGGAUAAGUGAAGCUGGAGAAAUGGAUUUAAUGGAAGAUGAUCCAGAAGAGAGUAGGAUGGAAGGAGAAAAUCCGACCACGUCAGAUCUUUUUGAUGAUCGCUCUGCUGAAGCUGGUGAUGUAAAUGAGGGUGGAGAGUUGCAAACUUUGACAGGUAUCUUUAAAUUGCUUUCUGUAUCGUUUUGGGAUAACUAAAUGGUUUUAAAAGUUUUUGAGGGUACCAUUCCAACAACCAUUUUACAUGUUUCAAAGCCUGUGCAACUUUGCUCGUGUGCAUCACUGCAAACCUGGAAGUGGCAAGUAAAGGGGGCAACCCCUGUGGAAAUGGGGGGUGUGUGUGUAUGUGUUCCUGUAUUUAAAUUGUCUUCCUCUAGAAAUACAUCAGAGGUUCAAAAGCCACCUUCAGAGUUGUUUUUUUCCUACAUAUGCUGACUGAUAUUUUUUCCAGAAUAUAGAGGUGACUGGGGAAGGACUUAAACCCUGCUCUUCCAGUGUAAUCACAGUACACAGACAACUAGGACAGAAUUUGUCUUUUUCUCAAAGACACACAAUCUGUGUCAAGGCUGGUAUUAAACACUAAGUUUCCUAGCCCUACCAGACUUGCAUAAUGUGCUCAUACUUUAGCAAAUGCUGAUACUGCAGUUUCUUUUUUGACCCGGUUGCUGGUAUAACUGCUUUAGAAUUCCUUUACUCUCUAUGUAGCUGCCCAGGUUAGGAAUAGAGGACAACUUAGUUUGGUCUGCAAUAUAGUUCUCAGCUCAAAAAUUGUGUUUGUCUCUCUGUGUGUUGGUAAGAUACAUUUUCUCAAUGAAUUUAUUUCUAAACAUAUGGAUCUAAUUAGGUUUUUUGAUAAAAUGCUGAUUUAAACAUGGUUUUUCACAAGGAAUUAAAAAUAUGAUCUACGAUUAGUGCAUAAAUGUGUCACAAUGGAUUUACCACCGAGCACAUGUAAAAUUGAUAGAGAUAAGAUUUUGAUUGAUUUGUCCAUCCCUAGUCCAGGAACACUAAUUUACUGCUGCAUAUGUCUACGUGUGCCUUCAGAUACUUGGGUAUGUCUGCCAGGAAACUAGUAGUUAUGGCUUCCUGGCAUAUAUCCACUGAAUGUUUGGAAGUUCAUGUCUUAUUUUUUUUAUUUAACACUACACUGUUUUAUGUACAGGUGCCAUAAGCCCAUUGUCAGAAGAACAUUUGGCAAAGCAGGACUUGUUGCUCCUUGAUACUUUAAAGUUCUUGUGUAUAGCUGCCACAGCAACCCCAGUGCAAACUGUUUGCUUUAGAGCGUCUGAAAUUUGGAAGAAACUCUUGAUGCUAAUUGAGGAAAACAUGUUUGAUUAUAUUAAGCCGCAGCAUCUGCAUGUAGUGAGUAUGAAAAGUCACUCUGCUGUGUGUUAAGUAGUCUUUGGCUAACUGUUCUAGCAACAGGUGGAGGAUCUUGAAACCUUAACAUCAUGUAGGCGUUUUAUAAACAAUUCUGCUGCUGUGUGAUUUUAGACAGUAAUAAGCUUUGUUCUACGUUAAAAUAUAUGAAAAACCUAUAAACCAAGCAUGAAUGUACAAGUAUGCAGCCUAAUAUAUAUGGAAUUUAAAAUGUUUAAUAUAAAUGAAUAAAAGCAUUAGAAAAGCUUUUUAAAAAUGUGUUUCGUUCUAGUACUUAGUCUUGUUGAAGGAACUCCCCAGUGAGGAAAACCCCUUGCCAGAUGACCACCUUGUCUCCCUUCUCAAGCCUCUUUCGUAAGAGAAUCUUGUUUUUAAUGAAAUAACUGUGACAUUGAUAUUUUGCAGAUACAUUUUCUCAAUGUUUCUCUUUUUUCCUACAGGGAUAUAUGUCCCUUUUACCGUCGAGAUCAAGAAGUUUGCUCAGCAAUUUUAUAUAAUCUCCUUCCUAUGGUGACCGCCUUGGGUACUGCCAGAACAAAUACUGAAGCCCUGGGUCCACUUUUAACUGUUGUUGCAGCAUUUUGGUAUGAUAAGCAUAUUUUCACAUGCAGUUAAUUUCAUGGUCAUAAACUUGUCAGCUGUAGCAAUUGCCAAGUGUUGGAUCACAUGGUCUUUUGCAUUUGCUCCCUCCCACCACCCUUCUUGGAUCAGUAAGCAUAAGUAGUUAUCAUGAAAGGGAUUUCUUGGACAUAUACAAACUGAUGUUUUGCCCUGUCUUACUGUUUUGUUUUGUUUUUGCUGCCUGUAGCUUGGGUUCUGGCUUGUAUAUACAUUUUUUUGGUCUGAUUUCAGAGUCUCUUUGUUUCCUUUUGCUGUUUGGGUCUGAUUUUCCUUUCCUUCUUUGGUUUGUUGCAAUAAAAAAAACCCAGACUUGCAAGGGAGGGAAGAGUUCAGUUAAAUUCUUCCAACUUGCAAUUUUGCCUGUGACUGCUAGAGGGAGCUAAAUACUAUCCUUGGCAUCAGCUUACAGUGGUGCCCCGCAAGACGAAUGCCUCGCAAGACGAAAAACUCGCUAGACAAAAGAGUUUUCCGUUUUUUGAGUCGUUCCGCAAGACUAAUUUCCCUAUGGGCUUGCUUCGCAAGACGAAACGUCUUGCAAGUUAUUGCGAGUUUGUUUCCUUUUUCUUAAAGCCGCUAAGCCGUUAAUAGCCGCUAAGCCGCUAAUAGCCGUGCUUCGCAAGACGAAAAAACCGCAAGACGAAGAGACUCGCGGAACGGAUUAAUUUCGUCUUGCGAGGCACCACUGUAUAUAGGCUCAAGAAAUCCUGUUCAUGGUAAGUAUCAACAGUCUUAUUGAUUGAGCAGACUCUUCCAUAUUUUUUAUGACGUAUGUAUGUUAUUUCUAUAUGAAAUACUUACGUUUGUUCUUCCAGUCCCUCCAAUCUGGUUUCCAAGGAUAUGCUCUAUUUUUUUAACUGUAUUUAUAUUUAUAAAAUUUUAUAACAUUUCUCAAAGUAUACUAGUCUUAAGUGCCCUCAGCGUAAUGUGUAUUAGUUGUGAAUGGUGUAAGGAAUGAAUGUUUAGUUUAGACAAGAACACUUUGCUUUCAGGAAGGAAGCAACAGGCAACAUUAGCUUGAUCAGAAAGUUGUUCAUACUAUCAGUUCUUGAACUCUGCAUAAAUUAAAAACUAGCCAAGAAGUUUUGAAGCAUGGAAAGAAAUACUUUUUUUCUUUCUUAUUCUGAGUGAUCUGCCAAAAGUAUAGACUUUUUUGCCUCUUUGAAGUUUAUCAUAAAAUAUUGUUUGUUCCAGGCAAUUAGCAAAUAAAGGAAAAUACACAGCUCCUGUAAGAAUUGCCUUAGUGAAUUGUAUGAAAGCCUUACUUCAGGUAAGUCAAUAGCUAGAAAUAUUUAAACAAAAGGUUUUUGUUGGCUUUCCCAAGUUCCAUAAAAAUGUAGUGUUAACAUUUUCUCUCUUUCCCCUCACCAGGUUGAUCCUCAUUCAAAGUGGGCUGUGCUUGAUGUUAAUGGUGAAGAACUCCCUGUGAGUGAUGCUUUCCCCCACUUCCUUGCAGAUAGCAGUUUUCAAGUUUGCAUGAUUGCAGCUAAAUCAAUAAGCAGGUAUGCCUUUGUAGUUUAAUUAUUUGACAUAAAGGUAGUAUACAAAAGUUACACAUUCAGAAUUGCUUAGCGUUUUUUCUUUACCAUCUCCCAGAAAGACAUACAAGUAGAAGUAGAAGAAGUUUAUGGUAGGACUGGAUAUCCAGCUUCUACCUCUCCUAAUUUUGUUGCUAACUGCAAGAGAAAUAGAUACUACUGACAAAAUGCCAAAUAUCUAGUUCAGGAGUUUACAAGAAACCUUUAAAGAAAAUGAUGGGAGAUAGCUCUUAAACAGCUGGACUAUGAGGUGUAUAUCUUUGAUGGAGGCCCCUUGGCUUUUUCUUUUUGCUAUGCAAACUCAUUCCCUCUGGGAAGGGAUUCAAAGUGACGGUUGCUUAAUCACAAACAUAGGGGGGCACCCCCAAGAACCACAGAAGGGUUCUCAAAAUUAAAUACCUUUAAGGCUUUAUUUUAGAAAACAGAGAAUGUUGUAAAUUAUUCUAAUUUUAUUUUUCUCCCUGCUUGAUGCUAAGUUUGUUUCAAGAUGUGAAGCUGAGAGAUUCAACUGGCUUACUGAGUGCUCUUCCGUUGAAGCUCCAGCAAAGGGCUUUUGAGAACUUGUAUCUCACAGUUCAAGAAGGAACAAAGAAACUGGUAAUACACCCCCCCCCCCCAGCACACAUACACAUUUCCACUGUAACAUUUUCUCUUAUUCAUUGGAAGUUGUUGCUGGGUGUCCUUUUUAACCGUUUCCCCCCAAAUCCACUGAAGUUUAGUUGGAUUUGCCUGUUUUUAAGUCUUUGCUUCUAAUUAAUCUUCCAACUAGGUAAUACAAUAAAAUGAACAUAUUUCCAUUCACUUACCAGGUGCACAGGCUACAUAGUGACUUAAAUGAAGUUGUUUCAUUGAUGACGUGGUGGGCACAGUAGUUGUGCUGAUACUGGAAAAGAGCUAUCACGUUUAAGAGUAAUGCUAAGGUUUAUUAUUAUGAUUAAUAUUAUUAGUCUACUUUGUGUUAAACAUUUCAGAUUUGUUGUGCUGAACCCCUCUUGUACCUUUUUUCUUUGAUUAAAUGUUCCUUUUUGCUGUGGCCUUUAAUUUCAUCAGAUAAACUAUUGUAUUUAUCUCUACAAUUUUAACACAGCUUCACUCUGCAAGCUUUCCUGGAAUAGGGGUCUUGAGUGUUUGCUUCACUCAAAAAUAACGGUGCUCUUAUCUAAUUUAAUUGGUAUGUGUGGGUUAAGCGUAAGGGGGAAAUCAUGCUUAGGUUUUGCAUGGGGCCUGUAAACUUCCAGUAGGAAAACAUAAAAAUGAUUGCUGCAAAGUAGACCUAUUGGAUUAUUUCUUACUUCUCAAUUUCAGGAUCAUAUUUUAAUAAAAUAUAAAUGGUUGAGGGAAUUUUUAAAUUACAUCUAUCACUUAAAUAUAUUAAAAGUUCGUCUUCAUUCAGUGUUUUCUUCUUACAGGCACAUGGCUCUGUGAACCAAGAGAAUCUUCCUGAUGAAGAGUAUAAUAGAAAAUCAGUUCUUCUUAUGUUAAUAACGAUGAUUUUACGCUGCAGUCCUGUGUGUGAAAAGCAGGCACUGUUUGCAGUUUUCCAGUGUGUAAAAGAGAACGGAUUAGAGCCUCACCUUGUAAGGAAGGUAUGGGAAAGCACACAGUUAAAAACUCUAAAUGAACAUGCAGGGCUUAAAAAAAACUUCAAAUAGUUUUCAAAGAAUUUCCAUAUUACUUAGAUUUGAACCAAUAAAAAUGUCCAUGGUUUUGUGGUUCUGUAUAAAAUGGUUGUCAUAAAUAGGUCUGAGCCACUACUCGUUUUUCUCCAUAGUGUUAAUUCCUGAUAGGACCUUUAGUUCAUAGACACUGCCGUCAUUCACACAUCACAGUGAACAAUAGUUAAUGGUUUACUGUGAUCACAUCUUUUACUCUUUCCUCCUACUUUGUGGAAGAAACAAACCACAUUCCUUGGCUUAGCAUUACACCCAAAUUAGGAAUAUGUGAACGAAGCCACUAUGAGUGGUUAUAGUUACUACCAGUGGUGGUCUCAUUUGGAAUUGCCCUUUCUUCGAAUGUAGGUGUUGGAAAGAAUUCCUGGUACUCUUGGAUACAGAAGUGUGGAAGAUUUCAUGAAUACACACUUAGAUUAUCUUGUUCACCAAUGGCUGAACUGCAGCUACAGCCUUCCGGAUUUUCCAUAUACAUUAUUGAAUUACCGUACUUUGGACGAGUUCUACAGGUAUGCUUCUAAAUUAUGUUUGUGCGAUUCCCCCACUAAUUAUCUGGAAACACUCAAAAUAUUUUGUAGCGAUAUGCCAGGUGCCACAUUUUGUGUUUUAUUGGUUGAAGCAGCAUAUUCUCAGAAAGGUGCAUAGUUUUUGAGUUAAAAUACCAAUAUUUUGGAAUACCCUUCAUAAAUUAAACUAUGCUCUUGCUGCAAUUAACUGGUCAGUAGCUAAUUAGAAGGGACGCGGGUGGCGCUGUGGGUUAAACCACAGAGCCUAGGACUUGCUGAUCAGAAGGUCAGCGGUUCGAAUCCCCGCCAUGGGGUGAGCUCCCAUUGCUUGGUCCCUGCUCCUGCCAACCUAGCAGUUCGAAAGCACGCCAAAGUGCAAGUAGAUAAAUAGGUACCUCUCCAGCGGGAAGGUAAACAGCGUUUCCGUGCGCUGCUCUGGUUUGCCAGAAGGGGCUUAGUCAUGCUGGCCACAUGACCCGGAAGCUGUACGCCGGCUCUCUCAGCCAAUAAAGCGAGAUGAGUGCCGCAACCCCAGAGUCGGCCAGAGUCCCUUUACCUUUACCUAGCUAAUUAGAAAUAGGUGAUCAAAUGAACUUUUCAAGAAUAAUUUGUCAUAAGAAUGCAGUUGUUGGAUUCUGUUGUAGCUUGCACUGUAUACUAUACUUGAAGUGUAAUUUCCCCCUCAAUUGUUUUGCCAUAAUUAAAGAAAAUCCUUAAUUUUAGAUCCUGCUACAAAGUUUUGAUUCCACAACUGGUUGUUAAGCAACAGUUUGAAGAGGUUACAUCCAUUGCUAACAAGAUUGAAAGAGAGACGCAACAGCUCUUGGCACAUUGUUUCCCCAAAAUACUUGUCAACAUCCUCCCUUAUUUUGCCUAUGAAAAUCAUGAAGAUGGUGAGUUUGCGCAAAAGAAAAAGACAGCUCAUGAAGUCUAUGAGAGGCUGAAAGAUGACAACUGGUUAGGAAAACAGGUACUUUUUUUAUAAACUUGUUGGAAUUCCUAGACUAAAAUGCUAUGUGUUCUGCUGUUUGGCUUAAGAGGCAUCCAGCGCUUACUGGGGUUUGUGUCCCUUCCCAUUGCACAGAAGCCAGUAAGGCUUUUGACUUAGUCCCCUCUUCCCGAUAGCUCUGCUAGCUCUUUUGUAUUCACUUCCUGCCUUGCAGAAGAGGAGAGCAGAAGAUACAUUCCUCUUCUCAUUUUUCUGCUUCAUAGCUCAGGCCUUCCUUCCCCAACAUAGUUUUUCUAACUCUUCCCCUCCCCUCAAUGCCUCUCCUCAAUGGCUCCUUCAGGGAAACAUGCUACCAACAAAGAUGGAAAAGCAUGUGAGACUGUUUAGAAGCCAUGCAGCAGUGUGCUAUUCAGUAACAAGCAGCUCUGACUCUGAACCAACCUUUCACGAGCAGCCAAGAAUAUCCAUCUUGGAUUCCAGUAACUGUGCAGCUCUAAACCCUGUUAAUCCUGGCCGUAGUUGAGAUGAGGGCAGGCAUAUUCUCAUACGGAUUCCCCCCCCCCCAUUUUAGAUGGCUGAGGUCUGAAUCACCCCAAGGAGCUUAAUUGAUGGGAGAAAGCAACAAAUGUGGUGCUGUCUGUAGGAACCAAAAGCAGUUUGCUGAUUAGCCACCAGAUGGUGCAGGAGAACAAUCUAAGGGCAUCCUCAACUCUUGGUUUUAAGGGAUUUUGCCUUUUUGAAAAGGAGGCGCUUAAAGAGAUGAUUGUUGGAAUUUGGGAUAAAUGUUAAUCUGUGCCAUCCACCCCCAGUGGGAAAGUUGCCUUAAGUGAACUUUCCUCCCAGUUUGUUUUAAGGAUGCUUUGCUGGGGUAGGUUGUUGCUCUUGGGGAGAAAUGGAAGGUGCCCCCUGUUCAUGCAUCAAACAGAGUAUUGCUUUAAAGAACCUCCACCUUCAUAGGAAGCAAUUCAUAAACAAAGUAAUAGUAAUAAUGAGGAGGAGAUCAUACACACAGUGGUGGGCAAGUAGGUAAACUAUCCAGUUUCUGAGUUUAAUACUUUUGAAUAUAACAUCAGCAUGGAAACUGACAGGCUGUGUAAUAACCAGCCUUGUAUUGUAUUUCAUAUUUAAAAUAAAACUAAACCUGUGUUGUGUUGUUUUGUUUUUACAGCUGAUUGACAAUUUAUUUCAUAGUAAUUUACCAGAGAUUGUAGUGGAGGUAUUGAUGACACUGCAUGAGUCAGUCGGUAUCGCAGCACAAGAAGAUUCUGAUCUAACGAGAUUUACAGGGUACAGUUUCCCAUCCUACCGAUUAUAACACAUGUUGGUUAUUUAACCUUUGUAAGCAAAUAUUUAAGAAAUGGGGAUGGUAUGUAGUGGUUUGAUGGUCUGUUUUCUAUUUGAGAAAGUGGUGAGUUAGUAAUAGUACCUUAAGAACAGGAAAAUCUGUUCUCAUGAACCUACACAUAGCAAUAGGUCAUAAAAUUCACUUGUAGUUAAUGGGGAUGCCCACCACUGAGGAAAGGUGAUGGCUCAAAGAAGCAGAGGCUAGAAGCUCCUGGUUGCAAGGCAACUUGGAAGGAGACCAGGGUGUGGGUUCAGAACCAUGGAUAGUGCUCCUGUAGGUGAAUCCAAACAUUCAAGUUGUUUCAGUGCAGAGCAACUGGAUGCCCAUCCACUUGGUGCUGCCUCCUGGCUGAUUGAAUGGCAGGUGCCUUCCACUGUAGCUCCUUCAGAGUAAUUGGGUUUCCAGCUGUGGGGAUCUCUGUUGCUCACCCAAGGACUUUGUGGAUCAGCCUUAAGAAUCUAGUGGCAGAGGUCUCUCAUUGGGGGGAUCAGGGUAGCCUCCUGUGUCUACAGACCCACAAGGGAAGAACCAGAGAGUAGAUCUAUCUCCUGAGAACUGCAGCUGCCAGAGGACUCUGCCUCUAAGGAGUCUGGGUCCAGGGUCAUGGCAUGACCUUUAUCAUACUGAUAAUUGUAUGUACAGAAGGAAAUUAUGUUAGUGCUCUUGUCUCAACUGCCCAUUUUUCCCAAAGUAAGCCUUCCCUGUUGGGUACUAGGGUACCUCCAGGUAGGACUGUGUUCCUCCAACUGCUUGAAGGCAGGAACUGUUGAUGCUGCAAAGAAAGUUGAUGGAUUUCUCUCUCUUGGAGUCAUUUUAUUUCUUAUGUUUACUUGAAGCAAACGUUGCCCUGCAAUUGUGAUCCUACUUUGCAACUUUUGAAGUCUGUUCACCAGUGACAAAAUGCACCAUGUGGUUCCACAAUAGUUUGUGGUCUGUCAGUGAAUAAUGUCUUGCUUAUAGAUAUUUCUAUGGGUGUUAGCACAGUAUGAUUCUUCAGUUCCUUUUCUCUAGUUCACAGUGUAUAGAAAUAUAUUCAUGCACACAUUACGGCAUGUGGACACAGAAAGGCAAGCAGUCAUAUUUCCCCAGUGUGCACUUGGUGUACACACUCAUAUGUUUGAAAUAAAACUGGAGUCUGUCUUUAUACUUUUAGCCCAGUGGUGAGUCAGCAAAUUGUCCCUAGACAAUAAACUGUUAUCCAAAUUAGAUCAGCAGUAGAGAGAGAGAAAAAGAGAGGAGAUAUAGAAUUGUUGUUAUUGUUGUUUAGCCGUUUAGUCAUGUCUGACUCUUCGUGACCUCAUGGACCAGAGCACGCCAGGCACUCCUGUCUUCCACUGCCUCCCACAGUUUGGUCAAACUCAUGCUGGUAGCUUCGACAACACUGUCCAACCAUCUCGUCCUCUGUCGUCCCCUUCUCCUUGUGCCCUCUUAUCUUUCCCAACAUCAGGGUCUUUUCCAGGGAGUCUUCUCUUCUCAUGAGGUGGCCAAAAUAUUGGAGUCUCAGAUAUAGAAUAUAUCUGAAUAUAGAAUAUAAGAUAUAGAAUAGGUAAUAUUAAAACACCUAUUUAAAUACAGCAUUAGUCUUUUAAAAGAGGCCCCGUGGAACAUGUGUACUCUGUAUCCACGGGGCCUCUUUUAAAGGACUCACCCUGUAUAAGUUAGUUUGUUUCCUCCCAGCUGAGAAAUGAAUCAGUAUUUCAGUCCAAUCUGUUCAUAUUUCUUUUCACAGAAGAUUUUUGUUUGGGGACUCAUCAAGGCUUUGAAAGGUUUCCAUUUUUUUUUCCAGGGAUCUGGAUCCCACUCCUAAUCCUCCUCAUUUUCCAUCACGUGUCAUCAAAGCAACAUUGGAUUACAUCAGCAGUUGUCAUAAAACAAAAUCAAAAGGUCUUGUAGCAAUUCUUUCCAAGCACCCUGUAAGUAACUGAUUUCAGUUUUGUGACACACAUUGUGACCUACAUGCAGGUGCUGCUUAAAAAAGAACUACUGGUCCUACCUGAAUAGUAGAUUUAUUAGCCCAAUCCGAAGACUUCAUCGUCCACUGUAAUAAAUCUGCAAUAUCCAGUCUGUUUGCUCCUUCCUCUUCUGUAAUGCCAGCUAGUUCACCCUAAUGUCACAAUAGGGUUCAUUUCCUUGUCUCCCUUAAAUGUUCGCCUGUAAUGUCAGGUGGUGGGGAGAUGCAUGACAUCAUGACUUCAGGACAGGGAUAAGAUGUUGGGGGCAAGGGAGGGAAGGGUAGAAUUAGAUAGCUGGCUGUCAUAUUUUUUUUUUUUUAAUCAUCAAAUCUAAUUCCAGGCAAUGUAAAACAGAAAAUCCCCAGAGAUUACUAUCUAAUGUUCUAUCUUUUUUUCUGCAGGAGUCAUUCCAAAAAAUCUUAUUUGCCAUAUGUAAGCAAGCAUCCGAAACAAAUAAUAUAUACAAAAAACAUAGAAUUAUUAUGAUAUAUCAUUUUUUUGUUCAAUUAUUACUGGAAAAAAUAAAGGAUGGUUUAGGAGGAGCAUGGGCUUUUGUACUCCGGGAUGUGAUUUACACUACAAUUUACCACAUCAGCAACAGGUAUGAGUAUUAUGUACUAUUUAUAUACAUGUCCAGUGUGAAAAUACUUCAGUAACUGGGAUUGGGCAUCAUAGCAUUUAUGGUACACUGGUACAACCCAUUUAUGGUACACUGGUACAACCCAUCUUGUCUAUGGCUAUCAGCUGUGACUGGUAUUUAAAGAGCUCAAGCUCAGGCCUUACUAUUCAAGAUUCCUAUAAAUGGAGAUUGAACCUUGUCCAAUACCAGUAAGCCAUGAACUUGAUUGGUGGUUUAAAGUAUUAAGCUUUCAAAGACCUUCAAUGAUAUCAUGAGGAAUUUCAAAAGCCUUAGUGAAAUCAAGAUACACUGCAUCCAUGAUAUUCUUGUGGAGAAGCUGGUAAAAUGUGGGCUGGAUGAGGUAACUGUUAGGUGGAUUUGAAGCUGGUUGGCUGAGCGGACUCAAAGAGUGCUCACUAAUAGGUCCUCAUCAUCCUGAGAAAAAGUGGCAUUGCUUUCAUUUGAGGGAGAGGGAAGACAGGGGAGCAUGUUGUAAAAAUCAUUUGUACAUCACCACCUUGUCUGGAUAUACUGUGUUGAUUAAAGUGUGUAUCGUAGCUCCCCUAAGCUGCUUCAUUUUUAAAAAUGUGUUUUAGGCCUGUUCCUCUCAAAGGGAUAUCCCUCCGGAGCUUCUUGCUAUGUUGUGACCUUCUCAGUCGUGUUUGCCAUACAGCAGUAAUAUAUUGUGGAGAUGCCCUAGGGAGUCACCUCCAUGUUGUUGUGGGGACACUGAUUCCCAUAGUUGGAGAACAACCUGAAACCCAAGAAGAAGUAAGUUUUAAUAAGCUGCACUUGCUAGGCAUUUUAUGUUUGCUUGAUUUAGGUUUACUUGGGUCAGUUUAGAAUAUGCAUACUCCACCUUUCCACCUGAGAACGAAGCGAACAAUAUAAAUGCAAAAAUCAAUUAGUAACAUUUUUAAAAGGCAAUUACUGUAAACCCACAACUUAUUCAGGGGUUAUGUUCCAAGGAUAGUGCAUGGAACAAAAACCGUGUAUAGUCAAAACAAUGUAAGGAGCAAUAGCAGGUGGGAUUGCUGAAGUUUUUCCCCCCUGGAUGCCCACUCUUUUUACCUCUUUAAAAAAAUCCCAAGCACCUAAAGCUGAAUACACACAAGUUAAAUGUGUGUAAGUUGCAGGUUUACUGAAUAAGGUAUGCACAAGAGUAUUUUGAAAGCCCCAGGCAAUAUUCCAAAUUUCUGAGAUCCCUUCAAUCUCAAAAUCUUGAGGUUUAGUAGCUGCUGUUUUAAGAAGUGCACAAUUAAUUGCACAGUUUGUUGGAUCCCAUUGCCAUUACAUGUGUAUGCCCACAAAUUUUGGUCACCAGUUCUCUUCCUCACUCCUCCACAAGGAGUAAGAUCUUGUCCUUGACCUGUGUUGCAUCUCAGACACUCAGUGUGAGAUCAGGGAUGAAUUCCUGUUUCUUUCCCAAGCUUAACUAAAUGUCUGCCUUAAAUUGCCUUAAAUGUCUACUUAAUUGGUAGGAAAGUUGAACAACUUAACUAUCUGCAUUAUUUAAAUGCUUCUUUUUUUCUUUUUAGGCGAAUAUGGAUAAUUAUGCUCAAAAUGCUUGCCAGUGAAGAAAUAAAUUAUACAAUCAGGGCUCUAUGCUUGCUCAUCUUAAUUAUGAGUCUUAGCGUGUCUGUGUCAUUAAAGCUGUGAGCUGUGGGCUGCAGAAUUUACAUUUAGAUAUAUUUAAAGGCAAGAACUGAUAUGUGUUACGCUAAUCUACUGCAUAUAAUUAUAUCACUAAUGUUAUAAAAUUCUGUUAAAUAGUUUUGCUAUUUUUUUUGCAGCCAGCUGAUAUAUUUUAAUGUAAAAGCUGCAGGCCGUGAAAGGUCGUACGUAGUAUGUAGAGGAAUUUGGGAUGUUAGAAUAGUUAGUUUGCAGUCAGUCUGAGAAGGUCCAUACAUAACCUUUGUCACUAACAUCUACAUUUAUAAGAGUAAAGUAGGAGUGGUCAGGCAGCAUGCACUAGCAUUCUGUUCGUUUCCUUUAAAUCACAGUAAGCCAGCAACCCUGUCUUACUGUGAUGUGCACAUGUGGCCACUGUGGAUAUUUAGAUGCUGCUUCUGCCUUUCCACUUUAUGCACCAUGAAAUCAAAAGCAGGCCUUUCAUCUGCUCUGCCCAUAGCAUAUUGAAAUGCACAUGUGAACUGAGGAAUUAACAGCACAGUCCUUGGUAUGGUUGAUCAGAAGUAAGUCCCAUUGUCUUCAGUGGGCCUUAUUGCCUAAUAAACCAGUUUAGGAUUGUAGUUUAAAUAUAGGGUCUUCCCUGACAUUGGCUAUUGAGCCUGAUAAACAAGGCUCAGCGUCAAAGGAGUGGAUGGAAGUGGCGAGUAUUUUGCAUUCAAAUUAAGUGCAGGAUCUGCUAUUUGGUAUGGGUUUCUAUGCAGUAAGGAAAGAAAAUGCCUGCUCCCAGUCUCACCAUGCCUAGAGGUAGCAUUGAGGGAAGUAACUGCUGAGCAGCUAGUCUGAAGACUGUGGAUCAGAGUAUUGUGAUUGCUGUUUUUCCAUGCACAAACAUGAAGACUUUCUAGAGUGGUUUCAUUUCUUUGUUCCUCCACUUUUGUUUUCCUUUUCAUUUAGGUCUUGGGCUUAUUGAGAUACCUAGUGAUAGAUAACAAAGACAAUGAAAACUUAUACCAGGCAAUCAAACAUCUGGAUCCUUUUCCGGAUCACCCUGCUUUUAAAGACCUGCGUGCUAUUCAGCAAAAAAUAAAAUACAGUAAUGGUGGAUUUUCUCUCCUGGAGGUAAUACAAUCAGUUUUCAAGCCUUUGAAAUCAUAGUGGAUUAGGUCUUCCUAUUCAUAAUCUACUCAUGAGUAAGUCUCAUUGAUCUUAGUGAUGUUAAUUUCCAGAUAAGAAUUGACACAUUACUCAGCCAUUCAGAGUCUCUACAUUUUUUUUAAGAUAAUGAACAUGUAUAACUCUUUUUGAUUAUAUCUAAUUGUAGAGCUUUAUGAAAAACAGUACCUAAUAAUUGUGUGUAAAGGUAAAGGUACCCCUGCCCGUACGGUCCAGUCGUGUCCGACUCUGGGGUUGCGCGCCCAUCUCGCUUAAGAGGCUGGGGGCCAGCACUGUCCGAAGACACUUCCGGGUCACGUGGCCAGCGUGACAAACUGCAUCUGGCGAGCCAGCGCAGCAUACGGAAACGCCGUUUACCUUCCCGCUAGUAAGCGGUCCCUAUUUAUCUAAUUGCACCCAGGGGUGCUUUUGAACUGCUAGGUUGGCAGGCGCUGGGCCCAACAACGGGAGCGCACCCCACCGCAGGGAUUCGAACCGCCGACCUGACGAUCGGCAAGUCCUAGGCGCUGAGGUUUUACCCACAGCGCCACCCGCCUCCCUAAUAAUUGUGUGUAUCCUUACUAUAAAAUCUGUUUGUUGUUUGCAGGAAAUUAACCAUUUUCUGUCCAUAAAUACCUCUGAUUCGCUACUGUUAACGAGACUUGAAGGUUUAAAUGAUUUGCGUAAGCAACUUAAGGAGCAUAAAGAACAAAUGAAGGACCUUAUGAAAGAAUUUCACGGUAUGGGUUUGAGACUGCUUUUUAAAUUCCUGCGAGUACCGCAUAUUGCGGGGGGAUGACUAACCUGAGGGCAGCAUGGGUCCAUGAUCAACCCUAAAACGAACUAAAUCAGAUACCAGUACAGUAUCUAUUUUUUAUACUAUGAACAAUGCAAUAAGCAAAAAUAAAUAUCAGUCAAAGGAUUAGGGAGAAACUGUUUCUUAUCUAGAGGAUGUUGAGGAAGGCACUAGGCGAAACAUAACAUUGAGAAUGCAUUUCACAGUGGGUACCACAAUUUAAAAAGUGCUGUCCUUUUUUUGUUUGUUCACAACACACUUCAGAAAAUAGCAUUGGAGAAAGCAAAGAUAGAAAUAAAUCUGCUCUAGCCGAUCUCCUUACUUUCUAGAGCCUCUCUUUCACUGAUGAAUUGCCUUGUGUCAUUGGGGACAGUGUUGGCAUAUCAUACUAUAGACUAAUUAAUAUGUUUGAAAUGCAGUUCGGCAAGUCCUGUGAGUUUCUGUAAAUAUAAUUUCAUUUGCCUUUUAACAGGGUCUGUGUAUUUCAAAGCACUGGCAUUUAAGAGGAAUUUUAAAAAUUUGUUUGGUUACAACUUUCCACACAUGGUUGAUAUGGAUAUUGUGGGGUAGUUUUUUGGUUUUUGUUUAGUUUUUUUUUUUGGAGUCUUCAAAUGAAAAAUGUUUAAAUUAGUAGCAUUAGUAAAUCUUACAUGUGUAAUCUGUAUAUUUAAUGUCUGUUUUUAAUCGUAUAAUUUUAAUGGUAUAAUUAAUUUUAUUGGUCUGUGACCAUAAUAAAUAAUUCAUUCACUUAAUACUGCUUUUAAUACUUUUUACACCCUACUGUAGAAAACCCAAAGGACUGUAUAAUAGUGAAGCUGAUAGCGUGUUUCUUACAACUUUCAAAAACAGCUGUUAAUUCUACCAAUAGAGCCUUGGGUAAGAAAUUUAGCUAUUCAAAUGAGUAGAGUUCUUUUGAAGAGAAUUGGUAAAAAUUAGAUUAUGUUCCAAGGUCAUACAACAUUUAAUAUUUUUAUACCAGUAAAUAACUUCAGAGAAAUUUUGACUUGAAUGUUGAAAGAUAGCCCCUAGAAACCUGUUAAAAAAACCUGAUAUUGCUCUGUUAGCUUUUAAAAAAAGUAUUAUUUACUAAAUAGUUAUUUUUAUUAAAGCUUGAAAAACAAGACUUAGUUAAUUAUACUUCAUCUUUGCAUUACUUCCUUUGUCUCCUGUAAAAAGUAUCUGCUUUCCUAAAUUGCUAACUAAUCCUUGCCAUUUGAGUAUUUCUAAAACUGGAAUGUAUUGGUUUUUCAAAAUGUUUUCUCAAAAUAGUACUGGUGCUGGUUCUCAAAGCUCAGUAAGCCCCUCACAGUAUAACAGUACCAAUUGAAAUUAUAAGUGCAAAGAAAUUUGGGGGGAGAUCUCCCUCCCUUUUUUUAUCCUUUCUCUUGUUUUGUAAGCUAUUGCUGCUAUUAACCAAUAAGAAUUCAGGGAACAUAUGUGAUGGAAACAGUUCUCCCUGUCUUGUUUAUACACACUGGUGCUAUCACUGCAAUGCUUAGGCCUAGCCCUUGAAUUCUAUACAAAUUAGAGUCCCUGUAGUGGAAAUCACAGAGAAAACGCAACAUAUUAAAACAGUAUGCUACCUUUUUUCUUUAUUUUCAUAUUGAAGGGUCCAGUUGUAUUAUGUAUAUUUUGUACAUAAAUAUGAAAAGCAGUGAAAUGUGAAAAACAUCAGUGAAAUAUGAAAAGCAUCAUAUGAAUGUCUACAUUUGCAGAUGCAGUUGGAAGUUGUUUGGGAGAAAUUGGUCCUAUCAAUUUUUCCACCACAGCAUUGCAGCACACUAAAAGCGCUUCAUCCUCAAGUGCGGUUGAUCUGUUUGAAGACCGAGAACUUCAAUGGGUCUUCAUAAUGUUAACUCUCAUAAAUAAUGCUUUAAUAGAUCAAUGGUAAGUAUACAGGAGAAAAUUUAACAUGGUGUAUAAAUGUUGCCUUUAAGUAAAUCUGAGAUGACAAUAUCCAAUUUCUAAAGAGUUACAUUUUUUUCAGUAUUGACGUUCGAUCUGCUGCUGUUGCAUGUUUGAAAAACAUUCUAGCCACUGAAACUGGACAUCGAUUUUGGGAUAUUUACAAAACUGAGACUGAUCCCAUGCUGGUAUACCUCCAUCCUUUCAGGGUGUCUAAGAAAAAGGUAUUGUGUUUUGUACUGUAUUAUAAAACUAGAUGCAGAACCCUAACUCUCCUGUCUUAAUUGGUAAGACUAUCUUGGAUCAGUAGCUGCUCCCAGACAUUUCCAGAGGCGUGUCCAAAUAUCUGAAGUAGUUUGACUGACUCCUGGAUUUUCCAGAGCUUUUAAAAUACAAUUCUCUUUGUCCCAGCAGUUCUGCAUAGUGAGAUAAAGGAAUUGUGAGCUGCCUUAAUAGAGGCUGGAGUUGGUGGUUCAGGAGAGAAGGCUAUGUAAUGCUGCUUAAGGAAUUUUAACAGACACUUGGUUUCUUUUUUAAAAAACAACAACACAAAAUGAUAUUUAGUUCUUGGAAGUGCCCGAACAAGCAAGAGACCCUCUUUCCGAAGAUCUGGAUAAUACAAAUCUGUGGAUUCCUCAAGGUGAAAGCCAUGAUGUUUGGAUUAAGACCUUGACUUGUGCCUUGUUGGAUAGUGGAAGGAUAAAAAGUGAACCCCUUCUUUUUCUGAAGCCACUGUGUAAGGUAAAAUAAGUUUGUUGGUAGGAUUACAUUCUAUUGCCCUGUCACCUUCCUAUUUUAAAGUUUCAUCUUACUACAUUUUUUUCUCUUUCCCCAUGUCAUUUAGAGGUGUGUGAACUUUUUGAAUGAACAAUAUAUGGAAUGCUUUGUUAUAACUUAGUAUAAGAAUAAAGCUGACUACUAAAGGCAAACUGAAACUAAUAAUGUGUUCAAGCAAUUUCUUUCUUUGUGUUCUAGGUUCAAACUGCUUUUUGUCAGGCUGUCCUUCCAUAUUUGAUUCAUGACAUUUUACUUCAUGACUUAGAUGAAUCUGCGCAAUCUCUUUUAUCAACACACAUUCAGAUGUUUUUUACCACCUGUUGCAAAUAUGCAUUAUCUCCCAGUAGGCCAUCUACACCUGCAAAUUCAGAUCCAGGUAACGCCAUAAAGCUUUUCCUAUGCCUCAAGAUAUUAUGCAUGUAAGGGUGAGCUUAGGUGGGAUUUGAGCUCCAUCUAGUGGUUGGAGGCAAAAUUGCUGCUCCAUUUAAAGCAUUUCCCCCCAUUCUUAAAAAUAAAGACUAAUAAUUUAAAGAUAUGGCAUGCAAGAUAUUGAGAAUGAGGAUUGGGGAAACCCAACUCAAGCAUUGGUUCUUCGUUAUAGGGCUCUGGUACUCUGGUAAUGAUCAGCUAGAAUGGAAAGAGUUUUAAGAAGAGGAAGAGCCAAAUGUUGCUAGUUUGUCAGCUGAGCUAAACUAACAUUGUUAAGAAAUAACAGAAGAGUCAAAGCUAUUUCUUUUUGUUAAAUAGCAGAGACAGCAUAGUUUAAUAGAUGGUUCAGAUUCUUGCUUUGCUAUAAACCACUUUCUUAAUAGCUGUGGGGGUACGUCUGUAUUUCACACACCAUUUUCUCAUUUAAAAUACAUUGGUACCUCGGGUUAAGUACUCAGUUCAUUCCGGCGGUCUGUUCUUAACCUGAAACUGUUCUUAACCUGAAGCACCACUUUAGCUAAUGGGGCCUCCUGCUGCUGCCAUGCCACCGGAGCACAAUUUCUGUUGUCAUCCUGAAGCAAAGUUCUUAACCUGAAGCACUAUUUCUGGCUUAGCAGAGUCUGUAACCUGAAGCGUAUGUAACCUGAAGUGUAUGUAACCCGAGGUACCACUGUAUAUGUAUUCAUGACUUACCGGGGGAGUUACUUAUCAGGGAGAUUCAAAAGAACAUUGAAAACUUAAGCAUAACAUCCCUUACUAUUUUGGUUUUCGUUGUUAUUAACUUCCCUAAUUCAGAGUUGUUAUUGUACAUCAGAUCAGUAGCCUUCUGACUAAAGUUUUUUUCCAAUGCAGAUUCACAAACCUUUGUUCAUGGAAGUUUGGAUAAAAUAUCUCGACGGACAAUGCUCGCUGUUGUUGACUUCUUAAGACGGCAAAAGAGGUGGAUGAAGUUCCUGUGUUAGCAUUUAUGUUAUUGUACUUUAAUUUUACAACAGAGGUCUAUUUAGACAUUGAAGGGAGGGCUCUCAGAUGUCUUUGUUAUUUUUGCACUCACAGUGAUUUGUUCUCAUGAUGAUAUGGGAUGGUUACACAUGUUGCCUCUUUCAAUACUGUUUGUGUCUUCAAACAUUUGGGGGCGGUGGCACUGUUUCAUUUCCAAACAGUAAAUGUCCCCUUUUUGUCACAAGAGUUCCACUCCAAAUGGCAAUAAUGCCGUAACGUUAGGUUACUGUCAGGGAACUUCCAUCAGUGCCGGAGGGAGGGAGAGAGCUCCAGAGGGAUCCCAGAGAGCGUCACGGGAUUGGGAGAGGCAGCCUAUCUUCUGAGGAAGGGAAUCAGCUCAGCUCCAGUGGAGAAGGGGGGCAGAUGGGGGAAUCUGAGAGGGAGUCACAUGACUCCUUGCCUGGGACCAGUGGGGGGAGGAAGGGUCCUCCGCUGCCUACGCCUUCCUUGCGCAGAAGGCUUCCGCGCAGGGAAAGUAGGAGGCGACUGGACGUGAAAGAACUUCUUUGCUGGAAGAAGUUUAAGAAACGCCCACUGACGGAUUCUGCCAGCGAUUGAGACAGCCACGGGUGAGUGGCUGUCCGGACAGAAAAGGUUCACUUAGGCAACCCAGCCAGGUGUGGGCACCGGCUUACGCACGAGCAACCCCUUGAACCACUACAGUUACCAUUUUAGAACAACUAAUAAAGCAGAAUAUUGUGUGGGUGGUCCAUUAUAAAUCCACCACUAAUGCAUAAUUUUUGUGUCAAAGUUUUGUUGCAAAGUAUACCUGCAAAAAAACCAAACCCCACCAGGUUUACCAAAGGGCCUGGGCCCUUCCAGUCAAUUGCAUUUACAAGACCUGUUAUAUAUUGUUAUCUGUUUAGAAGACCUGUUUCAAUCGUCAAUAACAAAACAGCCAUUGAAAGUGGCUUUGUAUGUAGCCCAGAAUUGUGUUUGUCAAUUAAGUUGAAGCAACUUCUAAAAUCUUUCUAAGGAUGUCAAAUAAUUCUGUGUUAUUUCUUAAAGCAACAACUGUUAUAGUCCUGACAAAAUAAUAAUGGGGGAUAGGUUAUAGAUUUAUAGAACAUGUGCUGCUUUCAGUUUAAAGCCGUUUUAUAAAGUGAGAUGAAUGCACUUGUGCUUAAUAUUUUGUUCAGGAGUCCUUCAAGUACAGUCUUCAGUGACAGCUUUUGGCUGGAACUCGACUACCUUCAGGUUGCCAUGGCAGCUCAGUCUUGUGCUGCUCACUUCACAGCUUUGCUCUACACAGAAAUCUAUGCAGACAAGAUAAAUUCAGACAAACAGCAAGCAAGGUACUAGUGUUAAAUACAGCCUAUUCUCAUUUAUGUUAAACUAAAAUACAUUGAUAUACGUGCAUGUGGGAUGAGUCUGAUUCAAAGGAUUCUCCUCUUGGAUAAAUUGCACUGGUUAUUUUGUUUCAGCAUGAGUUCCUCAUGCUAAAAAUCAAUACUGCUUUCAAACAAAAUCCAUUAACUUCCACCAACCAGAUGGUUUUGUCUCAUUGGCUUUAGUAAAGUCCAUCCCUGCCUUAAUCUAGAGACUAUCUCAGUGGCAAGUGGCAGUGUGCCAUGUCUUGGUUUGUUGAAAUUCUGUGGGUUUUGUAGUUUAAAUAAAAUGAAAACAACACAGUUUUGUUAAGGGGAGACCUUUGUUGCCUCCCAAAGCACCUACUUAUAGUUAUCCAAUUUUCCAUUUAAGGAGUUGAUUGAACAGGUCUGACCAAGGAAAUGGACUCAGCUUAGUUAAGUAACAGAGUAUCUCUAGGACCUAUUCACGGCUUAGAUUUACCGGUAUAUCUUGUCAUUUUAAAAGAAUUCAUAUCCAACUUGAAGAACAAUUUUUAAACUUGUUUUCUGCAGGUCUACUUUCAAAGCAGCUAAGCAGCUAAUAUUUGAGGAAGGAAGUCAGAAUUUAACACUAACUUCUUUGAGCAAGAAGAGCAAAGAGGAAACUGGAAUAAGUUUGCAGGUAUGGUACAUCUUGUUUUUGAGAAUAUUUCAACUAGUUCACUCAUAGAUAGGUUUCUAAGAUUUCUAACAAGUAAGUUAUGGUUACCAGGCAACUUGACAAUUGUGUGGCCCCACUAGCCUCCAUAAACUAUACUGUUGACUUAAAAUACUGUGUCGACUUCUAUUUGAAAGUGCGGUGUUGGGCUGCAUUGCCAUUCGCUUCACAGAUAUUGCUUUUUCUGGGAUGGGAGCUGAGGCUGUAUUUUAACUUUCAGCUUCAUGUAUGAUGCAGCUUGCUUUUGGCCUUAUUUAUCCAGUAUGAUAGUAAAAUACAACUAGGAUCCAAAAGGGUAUUUAGGUGCUCUCAGUGAAAUUUUGGGCUUUAGUUACUUGAGCAGCAGGCCCAAGCUGCUUUUGAUUCUUAGACUGGUGUGUGGUUGUGGGUCCAGGAUGAAUUGGGAGACACAGCCCAUCCGUGGAUGUCUCACUAAGGCAGCCUAGAAGGUCCAUUCAUGGUAAAUGAACCAAUGUUCCAAUACCCAUCCAUUUCAAAAGUAAAUUGCUAUGUGUCAUGUGUUGUUGCUAUUCAAUAGAUAUGAGCCUUAUGAGUUUCAUGGUUCUCUAGCUCCUGGCCUCUAUGUAUUUUGUGUAAAGGAAAACAUAUUAAUGUCUCUGAGCAUAGCCCACAGGGCUUUCUGUUUGGAUGUGGGAGGUCUAUCAAAGUGUGCUAAAAGUUUAUAACAGAGGCAAAGACAAGUAUUGGUCAGAUGUAACAUAUUCCAUAGAAGAUUGCAAUAUUUUUUGUUCUGUAGGAUGGAAGAAUGUCAAGUAACUAUUUUCACUUGUACCUAGGACCUUCUCAUGGAAAUAUACAAAAGCAUAGGAGAACCCGAUAGUCUCUAUGGCUGUGGUGGUGGAAGAAUGUUGCAGCCUUUAACUAGGUAAUAAUUUUAUUGGGGAAAUUAGCAAUUUUAACUGAAGGCAAAGUGUUAUCAGUUUUACUAUUAUUCUCUUAUCCGUGAUAGGAUAAGAACAUAUGAGCAUGAAGCAAGAUGGGAGAAAGCCCUAGUAACCUAUGACCUUGAAACGACUCUUCCACCAUCAACUCGGCAGGCAGGAAUAAUAGAGGUAAUUUUUAAAGCAAUGCAUAUCUCCCCCCCUUCCCCCCCAAAUGCUCACAUUCACAGGGGUAGUCAGUAUGGUCCCCCCAGAUGUUAGAUGACAAUGUCCAUAAUUUUGACUGUAACAGUUUAAUUCUGUAAAAAAAAAAAAAAUCUAAUAUUAUGCUUUGACCUUGAACAUGGUAGCCUGAAGUCCUACUAGGACUAGAAGUAAGUGGGACUUGGGUGUAGUAAAAAUGCUUCACUACCAGUGUUGGAAAGCAUUUUCAGAAAUCUGCUCAUUUUCAUGUUAACUUUUUUAUCUCACUGAUCGGCAGGCCUUGCAGAAUUUUGGGCUGUGUGACACACUCUCCAUCUACCUUAAAGGACUGGAACAAGAGAACAAAGAAUGUUCUAUGGAAUUGCAAGAGAUUCGUUAUCAGGCAGCUUGGAGGAACAUGCAAUGGGAUCAAAUCUCUUCCGUCAAGUAAUGCAAACUAUCACUUUUCAGAUGUAAUAUUUUUAAAUGUUUGUCCCUUACCUAAAACUGCUACGAAGGGAGCCUUAGUAGCAGUUGAUAAGCUGAUAAAGGAUUACUGUUAUAAAGGACAGUUUAAUAAAGUGUUUGCAUUCAAAUAGAAAUUUUGUUAAUUCUCUUUUAAGAGAUGAAAUUGGAGGACAAGGCUACCAUGAAUCAUUGUAUGAUGCUCUACAGUGUUUAAGGGACAAUGAAUUCUCUACUUUUUAUGAAAGACUGAAGUGUGCCAGGUAAGUAGCAAGCUUUGCAUACAGGUGUCUGUGUAUGUUAUUAACAACAACAAAAAUGCCAAUAAACUGUAGCUUUCCUAACACAUUGCAGUUUAUGUUAUAAGAGAUGUAUACAUCAGUGCUUCAUUUGUGUAAAAUGUAUGCAGCUUCCAUGGAUUUUAAUGCAAUUUAUGUAAGGCAUAACAUAGCGAUUUGAAACUUUUGAAAGAAGUGCAUUUUGAAGAUUAGAGAUAAGGCUUAAGCAGAUAAGAAGGUUGGAUGCUGCAAAGGAGCUACUUGCCUUUUUACAUGUAGUGUGAUAUGCCCCUUAUUUUGUAGAUCAGAAAAUUCUCUUAUCUUUUGAUGGAGUCAAGACAUUUUUUAAUUGUAGGCAUGUGUUACAGUCAGAUUUAUUUUCAGUUGAAGUUGUAUGUAAUGCCUGUUUCUAUUAAGUGCUGCUUGACAAGAUAUCCUUUCUGACUUCUGCUCACUGUGUAGUGGGAUUUGAAAUUGCUUUGGCAGGUAUCAGAAGUUACAAUGAUCUUUUUCUUAUAUUUGCAGAGUCAAGGAAGUAGAAGAGCUGUCUAAAGGCAGCCUUGAGUCUGUAUAUUCAUUGCUGCCUACACUCUGCAGACUGCAGACCAUUGGAGAGUUGGAAUGCAUAGGACAACUUUUCUCUGGGUACUUUUCUUUUCCAACCAAUGCUUUACUUUUUCCUUCCUUAUGACCCUGGAUGUAUUUACACAUUUCACCCAUGGAAAUUAAUUUUUUCCUAUGGGGUAAUCAGAAUCUGCAUUCCUUCACUGCAAACCUAAUUUGCAUGCAUAAAGUCCCAGCUUACAUCCCUGGGAUCUCCAGUUAGGGCUGGGAGAAACACCAGUGUGAAAUCCCAAAGAGCCACUGCAAGCCAGUGUAGACAAUACUGGACUAAAUAGACCCAGUGAUCUGACUCAACGUGAAGCAGCUUUAUUAAAAUUUAGUCAGAAUUCCUCACACACUUCCAUAUGCUUUCUUUUUUCAGAUCUUUUACUGCCAGCCAGCUGAAUUGUACGUAUCUGAAGUGGCAGAAACAGUCCCAGCUUCUCCAAGACAGCGACUUUAGUUUUCAGGAACCUAUCAUGGCUCUCCGCACAGUAAUUCUGAAGAUCCUUCUGGAGAAGGAAACUGAGAAUGCCAAAAGGGAAUGCAUCAAAGACAUCCUCACAAAACACCUGGUGGAGCUGUCCAGAUUGGCUCGAGUGGCAAAAAACACACAGGUAAAUAAAUCCUUAAAAUUCAGUCUAGAUGUUCUCCCUUUGCUAUAUUAAGUAUAGAUUGAUGUUAUUAUUUUUAAAGAGGUACUCCAGGGCUUCUCCAAGAUGUAUUAGGAAAUUAUAAUUCUCUAGUCUUGUUACCACGCUGUUGUUGUUUAGUCGUUUAGUCGUGUCUGACUCUUCGUGACCCCAUGAACCAGAGCACGCCAGGCACUCCUGUCUUCCACUGCCUCCCGCAGUUUGGUCAGACUCAUGUUUGUAGCUUCGAGAACACACUACUUGUGUCCUAUAGUCACAUUUGCUAGCCUGGAAACAAACAAAAAAAUAUUUAAAUGUGAAAGUCAAGCCAUUGUAUUUUGGCAAGUGCAUUUUCUCAUUUUCUGCAGUAUGCCUGAUUGGCAAUUAGGCACCUUAACAAGACUAAGAGCUAUGGAGCAGCAGCAUGAGAUAGUCACCUUCUUGAAUUCCCCAAAAGAAGUGCAUAAUUUUGUUGUUGUUAUUGCAUCAGUUGCAAAUUCUCUUUCCUUUUUUGGUAGUUUAAAACUUUCUAGUGGAUCAAUAAGUUGUCCUUUCUGUGAAAUAAUAUAGCAUACAAUUAUAGGCCUGAAUAUAUUUCUAUUUACUCAAAGCUGGACACCACUUGCACAUGCCCACAGGUUCCUAUUCUGGAUUAAUUCACCUAAAUAGCUUCCAGCCUUAGUGUGUUAUUCAUUAAUUGUGCUGUACAGAUUGAAAGUAUAUUUAGGAGUGAAAGUGAGUGGAAAUCAUUCCAUUUAUCAUUCUAUAGCCCCUCUGGUUAUGAGGCGUAAAAGGGAAGGUUCAAAAUAUACUAAUCUGUGAUCAGUGAUUUGCAGUACACUGUUUCUGGUGUAAGAAUUUGAGCACAACCAUAAAUUCACUACGUGAGCCAUAAAAUUAAUAGAUCCUUUAAGGCUAAAUACUGUUAUCUUGGGCUCAGUCUUCCAUAUGCAAUUAUUUGAUUAAUAGUACUAGAUCUAGAUUCCCCUGUACUCUGAUGCCAUAUCUUAAAUUGCAGCCAUAUAAUGUAGGACAAACUAUUUGUGGCUUAUAAGUGGUACAGAUUUUAACAUGGGUGUAAAGGAAAUGAAUUUUCAUUUCAUUCCAGCAAUAGGAUUUGCAUACUGAAUCAUUCUUGGAAGAUUUAAGUACAUGAACAUGCAAUUAGAUCAGGGAUGGGAUGUAAUUGUAACAAGGUACAAUUGGUAUCAGAUUUCACUGGAUUCUAGAAAUAUGAAGAAAUAGAUGAUAUCUCAAAACUUAAGAUAAAUUUUUUUUGCUUCAUUUUGUUUUCCAGCUUCCAGAAAGAGCAGUGUUUCAAAUCAAACAGUUCAGUCCGGCUGGACAUGGGGUAUGUGUGUGGCAGCUGGAGGAAGCACAAGUGUUCUGGGCUAAAAAGGAAGAAAGCUUAGCGCUGAGUAUCCUAAAGGAGAUGAUUAAGAAACUGGAUGAAGAUGACAUGGUACAUUUUGUCCUAUGUCAGCUUGACAGUAGCAGCGUUGUUUAAAUUCCUGUUUUGCUUUGAAGAAACACAAGGGCAACAUAUGUGACAUACUUGUAUUUGUGAAGGGCCAAAACAUAUGAAGAAAACCUUAACUGAAAGGGGAAUUCAAAAUAAAAGAGUGCUUGGGGAGAGGUCACUUUAUAUACAAGUGAGUAUGUCUGACCUGCAUGAUUAUAUUCUUCUAAGGUUAAAGAAGACCCAAGCCUGCGACUGAUUUACACAGAAUGUCUGAGGUUGUGUGGAAGCUGGUUAGCAGAGACAUGCUUAGAAAACCCGACAGUCAUUAUGCAGAAUUACUUGGAAAAGGUAAACAACUUCUGCAAAUAUUUUUGAAACCUUAUUUGCGUGCUUACUCAUUAAAUGGUGGUUGUUUAAUGGCCAGGCUGUUGUUUUAUCGUUUUUAUAACAUUUGGUUCUAGGCAGUAAAAGCUGUUGGGAGCCAAAACGAUGAUAGUAGCACCGAACUCAAAAGUGGAAAGAUGAAGGCUUUUCUGUCCCUUGCUCGUUUUUCGGACACUCAGUAUCAAAGAAUUGAGAACUACAUGAAAUCAUCAGAGUUUGAAAACAAGCAAGCUUUGUUGAGGAAGGCCAAGGAAGAAGUUGGCCUCUUAAAGCAGCACAAAGUUCCUACAAACAGGUAGGCCUCUCUAACUGAGGUAUGUUAUGCCACCAAUUCGUAGUAAGUAAGUUAAGGCAGGUCUGUCAGCUGGUUGGGGUUCAUUUAGCUAUAUUUUGGCAUGUAUAUUCUUGGGAACGGUGAGCAUGUUCUUAGUAAUGAACCAUUAUCUUAGGAGUUUUCCUGCUUCUGCCAUUUUAUUGUGUAAACCAAUAGAAGUAAUCAUUGGGUCAGGUACUGAGAAUGAGGAGAACCCAGGCUCUCUCUUUUUUAUAAAGUCAGUGUCUGUCAGCAUAUAAGUAAAUGAAUUUUAGAUUUGUAGUCUUAUUUCUAAAUUUCUGUUGUUAAGAUACACAGUCAGAGUUCAGCGGGAACUACAACUUGAUGAAGGUGCAAUUCGCGCACUGAGAGAGGAUCGCAAACGUUUCUUAUGCAAAGCUGUUGAGAACUACAUUAACUGUUUACUGAGUGGGGAAGAGCAUGACAUGUGGAUCUUUCGACUCUGUUCUCUCUGGCUUGAGAACUCUGGUGUUUAUGAAGUCAAUGUGAUGAUUCAGGUUAGUCUCACCGUAACUUUACUGCAUCUGUGUAUACAAAGAUACAACUUUAAUACAUCUGUGUAUACAUUCCCUCUUUGUAGUGAAGUAAAAUAUAAGGUUGGGGAGCAAAUUGCACUGGAUGUCUAUGCGUGGGUGCAUUUUUCCACAUGUAAAAUCUAAAACAUUUAAGUCUCAGAUCGUGUGGGUUAUCAGUUGUACAGUUCAUACGCAUGUACCUUGGAUUUUACAUGAUUAGGCCCUGUGCAUACCUGUUCCAUACAGACAUAUCUAGCAGGCGCCGAGGCGAGUGAGUGGAAAGUUUUCUUGUUUUCCCAGCUUACGUAGCCUCUAUUCACAGGGAAGUUCCUCUGAACCCAGACCAUUGUAGCUUGCAUACUCUCGCUUUCUCCCCCACCCACCACAGUCAGUACUCUGGGUUCUCGGAGUAGGUGCAACAUGUAGUGAAUCAACCCACCAUCAGUCUCUCUUUGAAGUAGUAUCUUUCAUUACUACUUUCUGCUUCUUGUCCCCAGAGUCCUCUUCUACCUUAUCAUUCCUUACUUAUGUCAGGAUUUUUAUAAAUAACAGGAGUAAUGUAAUGGAUACACCACAAAACUACCUAAUCUAGUGGCUUCAUCGUCCACUGUAAUAAAUACAUAGGAAUUGAGGUUCCUCACAGUCACAAUCCAUGCAAAAUACUGCCAGGCAGUGGCCUUGUUCAGACAAUCAGUUCAGGCUUGAUGGUUUGUUUGUGAAAAUGCAAACAGGCAUCAGAGCCAAGCCCUCCUCUCCUCCUCCCUGGUUUAUUUUCCUAGUUUCUUAACUGACAUUAAGUCAGAAUUCCCCGGUUUAGAUGUAACAAGGAACUUUGGCUUAAUAUACGCCAAAAUCUUUGUGCCAAAGCCAGUUCACAAUGAGGGGAUGAAGAAGCACUCUGUCCUGACUCUCUGGCGUCAUAAACAGUGCUUGCAUCUUAAAAUACUAUAGAUUAUUCCCCAGCUUGUACAGUACUGUCUUGUAAAACCUGGCGAGAAAAUGUGUGAGAAAUGGAUGAUAAAAGUGCUGCUGUGAAAAAGAAUGUCUUGCACUGAUAGCAAGUAGAAAAAAAUAUUGUGAUGUACUGAUAUCUGAGCAUACAUGCAAUUUGUAUUAUAUUAUUAAGCAGUCUCACCUUCUACUUUUGUUUGCUGAUUUUAUUUUAACAGAAGGAGGCAAAGAAAAUACCCUCUUACAAAUUCUUGCCACUGAUGUAUCAACUAGCUGCUCGAAUGGAAAGCAAGGCAGAAGGAUUUCAUCAGAUUCUGAUUAAUGUAAUUGAUCUUCAACCAUGAUACCCUGUAUUCAUUUAACACGCAAAUACAAAACAAACACAGAAACAAAAUACAAAAACCAACUUUAUUUGCAUGUAGAUAGUUUGGGUGUUAAGGAUUUUACAGUGUUGCAAUGUUAGAUUUUAGCUAUUUCAUUUUUUGCAGCCAGUUUUGCAGCCCAGAAAUGGACUACUGUAUAACAAAACGAAACUUCCUGAUUCCUUCCUUCUGAUCAUUGAGCUUUGUGCCAUCUCUUCCCAUCCCCAGCUCCUCUGUCCUUUGUCCAGCUUUUCCCUUCUUCUCUGUAAUUGCUCAUGGCUCCCUGGUCUCAUACACCUUUGCCCAGCAUUGGAGAAAAAUAAAAUAAAAUGUCCCUGCCUAGUGCCGCAUGGUCAAGGAGCCUGAGGACACGCAUGUGCAGUCCUCAGUAACUAGUUCAGAGGUUUUGUCCCUUUGACAGGGCUGAAUUUUUCCUGCAUCCAGGAACUAGUUUGGCACCCACACAGCCUCUCCUUAUUCAGAUGUUAUGUAGAAAUAGAGCUGAGUUUCAGUGUAUUAAUGGCACGUUGCCCCCAAUACUCUUAAUGCCAACCGCCAGUAGCUUUAUAUAGAUAUUAAAUAGCAUUGGGGAUAUCUGCAAGGGGGGCAAAAGCACUGUCCCAUUGCUGGAUUUUGUCUCAUAGGUAGGACUGGAAUCUAUAGCACUGGCCUCCCAAUUACCAUUCCAUUUUAUUUCUUUAUUUUAUAUACCACCCUUUAUUUGAGGGUCAGAGGGUAGUUUAAAGGCAAAAAUGUAUGGAGGCAGUCUAGAAGGAGACCAUGGUCAGUGGUACUGAAAGCUGCAGAGAAGAGAGAUUUUUUAAAAACAGCAGUAAAGUCACAUUCCCUCUAUCCUACUCUCUGUAGGUCAUCCAUUAGGGCCUGCAAGAACAAUUCUGCCCCAUGGCCAGGCUUCAACCCAGAUUAAUUCAUUGAAGCUCAUUCACAUAGUGCUGAAACGUGGUUUAUUGUCGCAUUCAAAUAGAAAUAGCAUUUGAAAUAUGAAGUUCAGUACAGAAAUAUGAAAUAUGAAGUCCAGUAUAGAACUGAAUCAUUAAGCAUUGCUGCUGAACCUUUGAUGCUUGCUUUAAUAUGCAGAUCACAGAGUAAGAAUGCUAGUUGUAUAACUUUUCUUUAAAUAAAUAUAUUUCUUAACAGCUUAUAGCUAGAAUUUCUCUGGACCAUCCACAUCACACUUUGUUUAUAAUCUUGGCAUUGGUGAAUGCCAACAAGGAUGAACUCUUCGCAAAGCCGGAAGCAGCAAGCAGCAGGCAAACAAAAAACACACCAAAAGAAACUUCUCAACUUGACAAGGUACUUUCAUUCACCUGCUUCUGGGGUGCUUUAGGCUGGGGGAGCGGGAAGUGUCUUGUGUUUGCAUGGACAGUAUUGUAGCUGGGGCCUGUUUUUCAUAAUGUCAGGGCUGCAGUAAAGUUACCCACCAGCAGUUGGCCCAGUUUCCUAAUGCUUCCUUUGUUGUCAGAGCUCUGAAUUGUUUUAAUCUAAAGUAGAUUGUAGAUUGUAAUCUAAAGUAGAUUGCAGAUUGGCGUGCCUGGCGUGCUCUGGUCCAUGGGGUCACGAAGAGUCGGAUACGACUAAACAACAACAGAUUGUAAGUAAAACACUCGCUUUUACCAGUAUUCUUUUUUCAACCGAUAGGAACGGAUGGAAGCUGCUAGCAAUAUAAUUAGCAUCAUCAAGCAUGAAAGAGCUGAUAUGGUGGCAAAUGUCGAAGCCCUCUGCAAUGCUUAUAUCACUUUAGCAAACAUGGACGCAACUCCCUGGAAGUCAGAGAGAAGUAAGAAUAUGGAAAAUGGGGAUAAUUGCGGUGGGAGUUGAAAAUCAACAAUAAUCCUUCAGUUUCAUACUGUGUAAUAAAUAGCUGAAAAAUAUUGUUUUGCUUCUCCAGGAUGUUUUGUUGAGAGUAAAUUAACUGUGCAAUUUAUAUUCUAUACAGUGGUACCUUGGGUUAAGUACUUAAUUCGUUCCGGAGGUCCGUUCUUAACCUAAAACUGUUCUUAACCUGAAGCACCACUUUAGCUAAUGGGGCCUCCCGCUGUCGCCACGCUGCCGCCGUGCGAUUUAUUUUAUCAUCCUGAAGCAAAGUUCUUAACCUGAGGUACUAUUUCUGGGUUAGCAGAGUCUGUAAUCUAAAGCGUAUGUAACCCGAGGUACCACUGUAAUGAUAUUUGUUAGCCAGUGAACUGUAUCCAAUUUGUGCAGGUAUCUGUAACAGCCUUUGCCACAGAGCAAAUUGGCAGUACUCUGGUUAUUUUGGUAUUUGGGCACGGGCCAAUUUACAAUGUAAUAUUUAUAGUACAAUUAGAUAUAUUAAAAAGAGUUAAAAUAGUAGAGAAGGUCUGAUACACAGUGGAAAGGCAAAGGGGUAGAUGGCACCACACUAGAAAAUCUAGAAUAAUUUCUGUAAUAUCAGAGACAUGUUAGAAAGUUUCAUCAUUGUUUGAAGUCCAGUGUGCAGGAGUUCAUAUAGCAACAAAUGUUAGUAAUGGCAUUUAAGGUAAUUUGUGUGUUGUUUAUGCAGGAGGCAUAAAUAUCCCUUCUGAUCAACCUAUCACCAAGCUAAAGAAUCUAGAUGAUGUUGUUGUACCCACCAUGGAAAUCAAGGUAAAUGAAACUGGUUUAUCUCAGUAAUAAUCCUUACAUAGUCAUAUUAGCGGGGAUUACAAUGGUACCUCGGGUUAAGUACUUAAUUCGUUCUGGAGGUCUGUUCUUAACCUGAACUGUUCUUAACCUGAGGUACCACUUUAGCUAAUGGGGCCUCCCGCUGCUGCCGCACCGCCGGAGCAAGAUUUAUGUUCUCAUCCUGAAGCAAAGUUCUUAACCUGAGGUACUAUUUCUGGGUUAGCGGAGUCUGUAACCUGCACAUGUUUCAUUCUAGCAGACAGAGAAAUGGCUAUCAGUACUGUAGUGAACAUGUAAUAUUGUGGUGAACAUGAUACAGCAGCGCCUAAAUGUAUUUAUGAUUUUAGGUGGAUCCAAGUGGGAAGUAUGAAAAUUUGGUUACAAUAAGGUCAUUCAAGCCAGAAUUUCGCUUAGCAGGAGGCCUUAAUCUACCAAAAAUAAUAGACUGUGUUGGAUCAGAUGGGAAAGAGAGGAGGCAACUUGUCAAGGUAAGUUCUGUGUGUUGCACGUGCUAGAGAGGUGUCUUUUUUGAUUUAAAAACCAUGAGACUUGUAAAUUGAAUGUAGAAUAUUGGGUUUUUAACUUAUGCCAUGUUCUGUGGUGUGAACCUUGCCUUUGGUGGAAGUUGAUACGUUUUAUUUCUCUGUAUUGAAAAUACUGAGCUGCUGUAAAGUAAAACCGUGGGAAAUUUAUAAGCGCCUGAUGCAGGGAUGAAUGGAAGUACGUUCUUACACAUUUCUAAAUAUAUAUUUACUUAUUUACUAAAUGUACAAUGUAUUUCAAAACUUCUGAGUGAUCCCAGAAGACAAAGUAUAAAGUGACAGUUUGUACUGGAUACAAUUGUCUGGAUACUUUUCCUGUUGCUUAAGUCUACAGUACUUUGCAUACUUGUUUUGAAUAAAAGUUUCCCUCACUUCCAAAUAAAUAUAAAUAACAUAAAGUUGUUGUAGUGUUCAGCAGAUGCCAUUUCUAUACCAUUGCCUUUUUUGUAUCUCUUAAAGGGCCGUGAUGACCUGAGACAGGAUGCUGUCAUGCAGCAGGUUUUCCAGAUGUGCAAUGCUCUGCUUCAGCAAAAUACUGAAACCAGAAAGAGAAAAUUGACUAUCCGCAGAUAUAAGGCAAGUUUUGCUCUUGUUCCAUCAAAGUAGCCUGUUGCAGACAUGAUGUGGGUUCAUCAGCCAAAGAAGCUUCCUUUAUAUAGGCUCUGAUAAUUACUGAAUUUAGCUCUGAAAGUGGCACUUAGGACUUACUACUCGAGAUCUUUUAAGCUGGAGGUGACAGGAAUUGAAUCUAGGACCUUCUACAUGCACCUCACAUGCUCUGCCACUGAGCGCCCAUCUUUCAUCUCCAACAUAAAAAAAUUGUUUUAUAUCAAGACAGAACAUUGCUUCAUCUAGCUCAGUAUGGCAGUGACUCUCUAGGGACUCGGGCAAAGUUUUUCCACAGCAGCUACUACCUGAGAUUCUGCUGAAUGUUGGAGCUUCUGCACACAAACCUUGUUGCUCUCACAACAUCUCCUCUCCUUGCCAAACUAGUUUGAAAACUGGGAGCUAGUGUUAUAAAUACAUGUGUGCGCUCUCUCUCUCUCUCUCGGGAUUUUAUUUCACUUUCCACAGGGCAUUUUCCAAUGUAAACUAGAGAUUGUACCCAUGAUUCCAAAAUGGGUUUUCAAACUAAGGUUACAAAGGAAUCUGAUUUGAAUUAGCACUGGUUAAUCAUGACAGCUAAUACGUCUGCUUAUUCCUUAAGGUGGUUCCCCUUUCACAGAGAAGCGGUGUCUUAGAGUGGUGUACAGGAACGAUUCCUCUGGGUGAAUUCCUCAUCAAUACUGACAGCAGUGCUCACAAACGAUAUAGGCCAAAGGACUAUAGUAGCGUAGAUUGCCAAAGGAAAAUGAUGGUGAGUCAGAAGCAAAUCCUUCCCAAGCAUGAUCUGCUGUGUCUAGCGGUAUAUUCCUUAUUUUUGAUUAAGGCUAUGAACACUCACCACAAAAUCAUCUGUUCUCAUCACACCCACCCAUACAAUCUGUUUUGAUGUGUUCACAUCUGUAAGAAGUCAAAUCCCACACUUUCCCCAAUAACCUUUCAUCGUGAAUGGGGAGUGGGUCUGCCAGUGAAAGGCUAUUGGCAGCUUCACAGCUGCCACAAGAAAGAGGAUAAAAUUAUUACAGGAUUUUAUGGCCUAGCUACGUCACAGCACAUUUCACCAGGUCUUUUGUCUACUUCGCUUUAUUUGUUUAUUUAUCAAAUUUGUAUACCGCCCUUCAACAUAAAUAAAAAAGCACAAAAUACAUUUUAAGAAAUCAAAAACAAAACACCCACAAACCAGUAACUGCCCUCCCAAACACUUUCCGCUAAUGCCCCACUGUCCAAAAUUUGCAGGACAGCCACUUGGAAGUCUCCAUCUACCUUCACCAAAACUACAGGUUAGAUACUUUAGGUUCAACAGAAGCAACUUUUGACAGGAGAAUUCUACAGAUUCUAUCCUCCUUCUAUAUUCCAGGUCUGGCACUACCCACCCUACAUGACCUAGCUAGAUAGAGAGCAUCCCAUCCAUGGGUCGUAUCCUCCUUAAUGCCAUCCAGAGAAAGGAAGCUUGGGUACUUUAUGUGAAAGGGGUGAAAGAGACUUUUCCCUGGUGCCAGCAUUCAACCUUCAUACACAUACACUCGAAAGACAGCCAGAGCUUCAAUUUUCUUAGUCUGUAUCGGACCUUGUUCCAAGGGACUGACUUCGGUUUCACAAGCCUAGACCCCUACAUUAGGGGACAUUUCAACUCCUCAGAUCUUUCUAUACUCGCUUGAGCGUAGAUCUUCAGAAGCUUAUCACAUAGUUGCAUGUGCCUCUCCUGGUGGAAGAAGGGCUUCACCCAUUCAUGGAUGGAUCCCCCAUUCAUUCCUCCAGAGGAAGUGCAUUCAUAGUAAACCAUCCAGGCUUCCCUUCUCCCAUUGUCAGUUCAGGUGAGAGAUAAUAUCUGACCCAGAGUUAACUGGUGAACUUUAUAGGUUAGGCAGGGAUUUGAGCCUUUAUCUCCCCCACCCUUAAGCCAGCACACUGUCCACUUUGCUACACUUCACUUCAGUUUUGCCCAAUGGUUGCACAUCUAUUGGUAUUUUGAAGGGCAGGUGUUUCAUAAAUGUUAUGUGUUGUGUUCUCACUGCAAAUAUAGCUGUACAUAAGCAACAAAAGUAUUUUUCACACCCAUCUUUAAAUUGUUUAUGGUUUACUUUGAAGGAGACCCAAAGGAAAAAUCCUGAGGAGAAAUAUAACGUCUUUAUGGAUGUAUGUCAGAAUUUUCAACCUGUAUUUCGUUAUUUCUGCAUGGAAAAAUUUCUUGAUCCAGCAGUAUGGUUUGAGAAACGGCUGGCAUAUACUCGCAGUGUUGCUACUUCAUCAAUAGGUACUGUAAAAAUAGGGCUGGUUUUUUGCACACUUCAAUAAUAAUUUUCUAACUAUAAAGACAAAUUGAAAAUAGUGUUUUGUUUCAACAAGAGCUAAAGGUCUUAAUCUAUUUAAUAACUAAAAUGUAAUGACUCUUGCUGUUUUGUCCUCCUCUUCCAAGGUGCUCCAUGAGCUUUAGUUGAUAGUACAUAGAUUUUGAUCACAGGGGACAAGUUUUAAUUGUUGGGGCUGAUAGUUUUGGCGCAGUUAGAGGGCUGCUUUCUUUUCUAUAGGUAUUUUCAUUCAGGUGUAUAGCUGACUGGGAAUGAAAUGCCAAUGUUACUCGUUUCUUUGUUGACUUAACUGUGAAUCACCUCCCACUUGUUUUGGCAUCUUCAAAAUGCACCCAUGUGUGAAAGUUUACUGAGAUUUAAUCUAUUUAAUAAUUAAAAAGUAAACUAUCAUUAAAAAUGGUAUGGUUUAUGCUGCCCAAAAGUGUACAGUAGCUGCUUUAAAUAUAAGAUGGCAGCAUGAGUGUACUGGCACUGUGACAUAGCACUACAUGGGAUUAAUUUAUUUUGUGAAUGGGAGAAAGAGAGGGAGCCGCACUCAGGUGUAUUUUCUAUCCUUAGGCAUGUUCCCAAGCAUUUCAAUCCUCCCACCAGUUCUUUGUUCCUCUUGAAAAACCAUUGCUGAAGAUUAGGGGACCUUCCAGAGUAGCACUUAAUGCAACAUGGUAGACUGUGGUUGGAAAAGGAGAAUAGACCUUCUCAGAACCUUACAAGCAAGGAAAACCUGUUGGGCGGGGAAUAAAUAAAUGGAGAGAGAAGCUGUGAGUUAUAUGUAUAAAGGGGAAAAAUGAAAUGUAGGCAAGGGCUUCUGGGUUCAUUUUGAGACUUCCUUCUUUCAGUUGGCUACAUACUUGGUCUUGGAGACAGACAUGUACAGAAUAUUCUGUUAGAUGAGCAAAGCGCAGAACUCGUGCACAUUGAUCUAGGUAUGUAUAAACACAAGGGAUCAUAUAUUAUUAUUUUGUGUAUAUAUAACCCUUUUAAAAACGUUGCAUUUCUCUUUUCCUCUGCCAGGUGUUGCUUUUGAGCAGGGCAAAAUCCUUCCUACCCCAGAGAUCAUACCUUUCAGGCUAACAAGAGAUAUAGUGGAUGGAAUGGGCAUCACUGGUGUAGAAGGAGUCUUCAGGAGGUAUAGUAUAUAACUGCAGUUGCUUCUUAAGCAUUUCACUGUUAAAGUUACAAUAGAAUUCCACCAGCUCAGCUUUUUGAACAAGCUUGUAGUGUAAACCAGUGAAAACCAUGUUCGUUACAUUUUUAUUUUUGGUCUAAUGAGACCCAGUAAGAAACACUGCCAUUAGUUAUAAAAAACAAAAUGCUGUUGUGUAUUGAAACUAUUAGUGGAAAAUAAUUUAGAAAACUGUUCUGAAAAUAUCUUCUAGAUGCUGUGAAAAAACUAUGGUGGUUAUGAGAAAUUCCCAAGAAGCUUUGCUUACUAUUGUAGAGGUAAGCCUUUUUUUGGUGGCUGUCGAUGAAAAGCUGAAAGGUAUUGGUUGUAUUUAAAAACUUUCAUAAACUUCUUUGGCAUUUAAACUGUGGCAGCUCCUAGUGCAAAAGUUUGCUUCAACAUUCUAAACUGUUAGGCGCACGAAAAGUUUAUAAAUAUUUUAAGCACUUAUAACUUGUCACAGGAGAUUUACUGAAAUAUUGUAAUGCAGCUCUGAACCUUUUCUGUUUCAAGGGAGCAGAAUGUUUUAAGGAAGGAAAAGAUGUUAGACUGACAUAUGAGCCCAUUUGAACACACAACUGAAAUUAUUUAAAUUUGAGGGCAUGAUCAAGCCCCAGCAUGUGGCAUGCAUGCACACACAUCUGCACAUGAAGGAUGGCUUGGGAUCAAGACUCCCAGCAUGUAGUACAACACAAAUUACACUGGUUACCAGUUUGUUUUGAAGUGGUGCAGUUAACCUUUAAAACCCCAAGCAGCCUAGAACCUUAUUUUCUCAGGGAAUGUCCAUGCAUAUAUGAACCAACCAGAAUCCUGAGAUCAGCAUUAAGGGCCCUGAAUUCUGUCCCACCCUUAGUAAAUAUUUUAACACAGUUGUAGGAUGUUUUCUACCCAGUUUCCAUUAGCAACCUAGCCACUGCUGUCUUGAACAGUUGGUAUUCACACUGUGUGAAGACAGUCUUACAAAUCACACACUAUGGUAGUUCAACCUAGAGGUUACCAUUUAUCAGGUGGCCCCAAACAGCUUAGAGGAAACUCUACAAGGAGUUUCUGUAUUUCAAAAAGCAGAUUCAUUGUAGCUGUAUUUGCUGUUGACAGAACAUUUAUAACUGCCCAAUUGCUAAAAUAAUGGAAAUGUUUUAUUACCAAGAUGGGACCAAAUCUUAACAUUUAAUUCACAUGCUGAACAACAUUGCCAGUCUAAAGAUUCUCCUACAAACAUGGAAUCUUUAUUUGCCUGCCUUUUUAGGGCAUUGAGCUAGCUUCAUUUAGAUACAUAUUUUUGCCUUGUUUUACAGGUGCUUCUGUAUGACCCACUUUUUGACUGGACCAUGAAUCCCUUGAAAGCUUUGUAUUUGCAGCAAAGGCCAGAGGAUGAGACAGACAUCAACUCAAGUCUCAAUGGUGCUGAUCAGGGAUGUAACAAAAAAUCAAAGUAAGAAAUCACUACCGGGGAUGGGGGUUGUGACUAACAUGAACAUCUGCGAGGCUCUGCAAUUUAUAUUUUCUUACUUUUUUUAAUUCUCAACAGUGAUAACCAGACGUUUAAUAAAGUGGCAGAGCGUGUUCUGAUGCGACUUCAGGAGAAGCUUAAAGGUGUGGAAGAGGGGACAGUGCUCAGUGUAGGAGGUCAGGUGAACCUUCUCAUACAGCAAGCCAGGGACCCAAAGAAUCUCAGCCGCCUCUUUCCAGGGUGGAAAGCCUGGGUGUGA
This is a messenger RNA of Podarcis lilfordi (Lilford's wall lizard), 50479 nucleotides long. NCBI's taxonomy places the organism in Eukaryota, Metazoa, Chordata, Lepidosauria, Squamata, Lacertidae. The record is from the annotation of a GenBank genome assembly.